This is a messenger RNA of Podarcis lilfordi (Lilford's wall lizard), 56188 nucleotides long. NCBI's taxonomy places the organism in Eukaryota, Metazoa, Chordata, Lepidosauria, Squamata, Lacertidae. The record is from the annotation of a GenBank genome assembly.
AUGCAUGAAUAUUAUAACACAGCCAUGCAAUCUUUGCUGUAACCCAAUUUGGAUGUAUGAGUGUGUGUGUGUGUGUGUGUGUGUCACACACACAACUCCAGCAAUCUCUCAUUUUGUAGCCCAGUUUAAGGUGCACAAGUCUCUCGCGCAUUUUCGUGCAACCUUCAUUGCUAGUUCUGGGUGCACAAACAUUUCUGAGCGCCCUCGCGCAGGCGGGCGCAUGCACGUUGGAUCCCACGAAAGGAACGCGCUCCCCAGAGCCGCUAACGGAUGAAGACCUCGACGGUUGGCAAAAGGGGUGGGCAGGUGGGUUUCACGGUCUGGGGCCGAGAAAGGAGACCUGUUCAGGGGCGGGAAAGGAUAAUUUAGGAGGGGGAGGCAGGUGUAGUUAUAGCAAGAGAGGAGUGGCGGGGGGGGGGGGCAGCAGUAGCUUGGAUGUUGUCGGGAGAGAUAUUAGGAGUGAGGCCCGAGUGAGAGACGCAGACAAAAUGAGGAAAAGGGAAAACGUGGCGGGACUUUGGAUCAUUUGCGGGGCAUGCUUGCAUCCACAACCAAAAGCGCGGAAAUAGCAGCCCUUGCUGCAAUCCUAAACGCGUUUGCUUUGUUCCACGGAAAUCAGUGGCAUGUCAUGCUUUAUUAAAAAGCAUACUUGAGGGUGGCUGUGUGCGUGAAGGUGAUUUGGAAGAGUGGAUUGUGCCCCCGCACCAAAAUAAAAAUCCCCUAUUAAAUGCGGGAAAAACUCACCCCUUUUCCCUGGCCAUCGACACCUUCAGGGCCCACGCUAUUCCUGGUGGCUGUGCUCUGUUAAUUCUGAAUUUUAAAUUCUGGCAACCUGACCUAGGACGGGUAAUGAAUGUGAUAAUACGUAAAAUGGAUGCAAUCCGAAUUUACUCUUUAGCCAGGAGCGUAGAUGUAACGCGGGAUUCGAAGUGAGUCUUGGAGUGGGGCGCACACGUGCGAGUUUGCGCCCGGUUGAGGUCGCUGAGCCUUUACUCCGAGCAGGACAGUAGAUUUGCAGCCUUAAAAAUAACGUGUGGGUGUGGGUGUGUUUGGAUGAGAUACUGUUAGUGGAGGACUCCCCCCCCCUAAAUAAAACCUCUCCUGAACUAUCUUUCUUUUUUGUGGGGACCAAGGACAAUGGCCCAUUUACUCCCUAUCCCCUGUCCAGUGAAACUGGGGACGUUGAAGAGCGAAUCUCUUGAAGCUCGUUUGCACGAAUAUGUGAAGCAAGGCAAUCACGUGAAAGUGAAGAAACUUCUGAAAAAAGGUAAGGGCUGGUGUUGGAGGUGGGGGCAGAGGUAUCCUUCGGAGUAGGAUUUUGCAGGCAGAACUUCACACACACCCCAACUCUGGAGAGUGAACAGAAGCAGCCCCCCACCCAGGCCCCUGUUUCAGCAGAAUGAGGGGGGAGCCCCUGCUACCCCGCAAAAAGACCAGCCCUGCCUUGCCACAUGUUAAGCAUGAGGCUUUUGAUCUCAAGGUAGUGGGUUCGAGCCCCAUGUUGGACAAAAGAUUCCUGCAUUGCAGGGGGUUGGACUAGAUGACCCUCGUGGACCCUUUCAACUUGACAAAUCUAUGAUUCUAAGUGUCGUAGUAGGGACGUGGGUGGCGCUGUGGGUUAAACCACAGAGCCUAGGACUUGCCGAUCACAAGGUCGGCGGUUCAAAUCCCCGCGACAGGGUGAGCUCCCGUUGCUCGGUCCCUGCUCCUGCCAACCUAGCAGUUCAAAAGCAUGUCAAAGUGCAAGUAGAUAAAUAGGUACCGCUCCAGCGGGAAGGUAAACGGCGUUUCCGUGCGCUGCUCUGGUUCACCAGAAGCGGCUUAGUCAUGCUGGCCACACGACCCGGAAGCUGUACACCGGCUCCCUCGGCCAGUAAAGCGAGAUGAGCGCCGCAACCCCAGUCAGCCACGACUGGACCUAAUGGUCAGGGGUCCCUUUACCUUUAAGUGUCGUAGUACACUAUUAUCGUUAUUUUUAUAUUUAUUUAUUCAUUGCAUUUUCCCCUGACAGUGUCUCAAGGUGGCUUCGGGUAGGUAGUGUUGGUCUGCCAUAGUCAAAAUAAAUUAAAACAGUUCUUUAAAAAGAUGGUUAAAAAGACUCUUCUUAAAAAACCCCUUAAAAGAAUCAAGUUUUCGAAAAAAGUUAUAUGAUCUAAGAAAGUCUUUAAAAGAAUCCUUCCAAAAGAAUUUAAAAAUUGAGGGACAGUGGACUGGCCCCCUGCUGAAAAAGUUUGCUGACCCCUGGUUUAGAGACUAAAUUAAAUGUCCUAGUUGCACCACUGAUGAGACAGCUUCUAUCCCUUUACAUUUUUAGUUGUGAGGACUGCAUGGAUCUGGUUUCCAGCUUUUAAAUAAUUGGAAUCCCGCCCCCAGGGGUAGGAAAAUACUAUUAUGUAUGAAAAUAAACAACAUAGUAACUCCCUCUGUGCUCCUUCAGCCUGAUUAGGGUGAGGGCUCGGGGUGAGGUGUGAAAAAGACACCGACUGUGCUGCCUCUCACUUUGCAUUGAUCUAUAACAGCACUACUUCUUUUAAAUCUUACUGCAUUUUUCCUUUCUCUAUGGUGCUUUGUAAUGAAAUUAAGGUUUGUCCUAGGUGGAUUGUUUAUAGGUAUGCCUAGAUAAUGGGUUAUAGGAAUACAUAGAGAAUCAUUAGCUGUAAUUGCAAAAGGGAGUCUUCCUUUGGAGGGGCAGUCUGCCUCAAAAAAUGUAGGUCCUAUACUGAGGAUAUUGCAAAGUGGAAUAACCUUUACGCCAAGGGUUGAAGAACAGCAAGCAUGGUUGGGCGCCACAGGGGGCGGGAGAUAUGCAAAAUAGGAGGCGUGGCCCCGCGUCCUGCUUCCAAGGGGUUUUGCUGGGAAUAUAAUUGAAACUCGGUAAUUUCGCCCGGAAUGGAGCCACAGCGGCGGACAUGGGCGGGAAUAGCAGCCUUGCCGCCUCCGGGUGCAACAUUUGGGGGAGAGGGUCGGGGACGCGGGCGGGGAGGGGGAGGAAACCGAGCGGAGGCUGUUGAGCUACCGUGACUUGAGAAGCGGAGAGCCGCCGCCUGGCCUUUGAAGCGCGGAGUGCCGAGUUAAGACUAUACUUUCAGGGAUCAUUUCUAUAGUUUGUAACUAGAGAAGUGUACUCGAAAGUGAUUGGCCGCGGAAACCACGAGGAGGAGUCAAAGUGUUCUCUUCUGAGCGCGAAGCGAGCAGGCAGUGUUGCAUUUUGCAGCUGCUGCCUGCUAUUGAUGACCGUUCCGCCUCCUUUUUAUUAAGGAGGUUGGAGGGAGAGAACACAGACUGAGUGGUUCGUUCCUUUUUUAAAAAUGGUUGAAAGAUAGACCUAAGUUUUUGUUUGUGUUUUAAAACCUGCUUAUUUUAUAGUACAGGAGGAUUUCUCCCCUCCCCCAUUUUUCUAUUUAUAGGCUAUAUUUAUUAACUAUCUUGUUUCUACAUUCUGCUAGUGUUGGUCCAGCAAAUAUAAAUCUACUGUAAUACACAUUUCUGGGGGUGUAGGAGCUUAGUGGCAGAGCAAGCAUUAUGUUUGCUUGCAAAAGGACCCAGGUUAAUUCCUCCAUUGUUUGCUGGAUGGGUAUUUGCAUAUUGUCCUUUCUGAGUAAAGACUACUGGGAUAGCACACAAAGUAAUCUCUUUAAAAUUCUAAUUAUAUUCACAAAUAGCAAUACUGUACUGAUACAACAAUCUCAAUUUGCAUAUCCUUAGAAAAGGUUCUGCAAGUAAUUUUAUCCCAAUUUCUCAUCAGCUUUCAGCCUAGGUCACAAAUACAGAGGGCUUUGUUUAGGGGAGAGAUCUCCUGUAGAGCACACAUCCAUAAAUCCCGGAUCCUUUGAUGAUGAUGACUCUCUUUUGCAUUCAUCUACCCAGGAAGUUUAAAAUAUUUUCAUACAUUACGUUUAUAUCCAACCUUUGUUUAUCCCUUUCCCCUAUUUUAUCUUUACAUUCAACCCUGUAAGGUAGGUUUGGCUGGGACAUAAGUGACUGUCUUCAUAGCUGAGUGGGGAUAUGAAGCUUUGUCUUCCUGGUUGUUGUUGUUGUUGUUGUUAUACCCCACCCCCAACAGGAACUCAAUGAAGCUUAGAGAUAACAUCCAAUUCAUUACAUAACCACAAACAGAGAUAAAACUCUGUUCUGUUCCCCCACUUUCUGGUUCAAAUAUCAAAGUCAAGGAACAUUAUACAAAUGCACAGGAUGACAGUAUAUCUGUUAGCAACUAACAGAAUGUAAGAGGAGCCUGCUGGAUCAGGCCAAUGGCCCAUCUAAUCCAGCAUUCUAGUUUUACAGCAGGACUUGAGCACAAGCACACUCCCUCUUGUAGUUUCGAGCAACUGGAGGCAAAGCGGAGUCGUCAUGGCUAGUAGCCAUUGAUAGCCUUAGUCCUCCCACCCCAUGAAUUGGUCCAAUUUUACCUUCAAGCCAAUCCAAGCUCCUGUGGAAAUAAGUUUCACAGGUUAUAUUUAGCUGUGAGUACAUUAGCUAUGGGGACGCAGGUGGCGCGGUGGUCUAAACCACAGAGCCUCUUGGGCUUGCCAGUCAGAAGGUCGGCGGUUCAAAUCUGUCAAAGUGCAAGUACAGUGGUACUCGGGUUAAGUACCUAAUUUGUUCUGGAGGUCCGUACUUAACCUGAAACUGUUCUUAACCUGAAGCACCACUUUAGCUAAUGGGGCCUCCUGCUGCCACCGUGCCACUGGAGCACGAUUUUUGUUCUCAUCCUGAAGCAAAGUUCUUAACCUGAAGCACUAUUUAUGGGUUAGCGGAGACUGUAACCUGAAGUGUAUGUAACUUGAAGCGUAUGUAACCUGAGGUACCACUGUAGAUAAAUAGGUACCACUCCGCCGGGAAGGUAAACAGCAUAAACGAUAUUUCCGUGCACUCCUCUGGUUUUGCCAGAAGCAGCUUAGUCAUGCUGGCCACAUGACCCGGAAAAACUCUGUGGACAAACAUCGGCUCCCUCGACCAGUAAAGCAAGAUGAGUGCCACAACCCCAGAGUCGUUCGCAACUGGACUGAGCUGUCAGGGGUCCUUUACCUUUUUUUUUCAUUAGCUAUGGUAGCAAAAUGCACCCUUCAUGUGUAGGGGCUACCUAUUUCUAAAUGCACUGUGGUAAAAUAAGUGUGGGGGUUCAAUCCCUUCCAUGCUUGCCGAGUUUGUGGAUGCGACAGGUUUUGAAACAGGAUAACUGAUUAAGGCUGGGAUCCUGUGCAGGGGAAGAAAAUCCUCUUAAACACAGUUGGACUUAAUUCUGAGGAAAACAUGCAUAGGUUUGUUUGCACUCUAGAUGUACCUUUUAGAAGGAAAUCUUGUUACAGUAUUUACUACUUGUUGUGAGUGACACAAAGCAUGCUUACUAGGUGGUAAGCUCACAGGUGUAGCUGGGGGGGGGCAGCUGCUCCCCCUAAAUCAGUACAUAUCAAUACAGAUCUGAGGUUCUGCCCUGCCCUAACAAAAGCCUUCCCCCAACCCCAACAAAAAUCCUGGUGACAAUAGGAACACCUCCAGUUUGCUAAGCGUGUGAGAAGCCCUUGCACGCUGCAAUACUGCAAUAUGCAUACAGUACUGAGGAGGAUACCUCUGUAAUGAUACUUAUUCCUUGGCAAGUGUGUAUAGGAUAUAGAGAGCAGCCAGUGGUGUAGCGUGGGGGGUGCAGGGGGGGCCGGCCGCACCGGGCGCAACAUCUGGGGGGGGGUGCACUCGCACUCACAGCUCUCUGCCCCUACCUGGCUCACUCACUCUCUCACUGCAGUGCUGGCUGUGCGAAUCCGAUCCGAGCCGCUGGGUCGCCGCCCACUGUGGAGGGGGUGGGUGCCAGGCGUGCGGUGCGGAGAGAGAGCGAGGGACUAUCUGGGGGAGGGACAGUGCAGCGGCCGCCCAGCGCAGCGCUGAGCGCGGGAGAGAACCACACCAGACCAGCCCAGGCAGCAGCAAGAAGAAGCUGGCAGCGGCGGCAGGUUAGGGGGCGCAAAUUACUUGCCUUGCCCCGGGUUAGGGGGCGCAAAUUACUUGCCUUGCCCCGGGUGCUGACAACCCACGCUACGCCGCUGAGAGCAGCUGUAGAUAAAUAUCUCUAUGUAAAAACAAAAAGUGUACCUGAUUCCUGAUACCAUUUUCCCCUUGAGGUUGUAGGAGUAAGGGAAAGAUGUCGACUUGCUUUCUCUUCCUCUAUGGCAUUCCUACAUUACCGUAUAUAAAAGCAGCAAUAGUAAAUAACGUAAAUUAAGAAGUAGAAUAAUAAAUCUUACUUGGAUCGAGGCUUAAGGAGAGACGAAAACGCGUGGCCUAUUUUGAGGGGCGGGGACUAUGCAAAAUAGGAGGCGUGGCCCCGCGUCCUGCUUCCAAGGGGUUUUGCUGGGAAUAUAAUUGAAACUCGGUAAUUUCGCUCGGAAUGGAGCCACAGCGGCGGACGUGGGCGGGAAUAGCAGCCUUGCCGCCUCCGGGUGCAACAUUUGGGGGAGAGGGUCGGGGACGCGGGCGCGGAGGGAGAAGGAACCGAGCGGAGGCUGUUGAGCUACCGUGUCUUGAGAAGCAGAGAGCCGCCGCCUGGCCUUUGAAGCGCGGAGAGCCGAGUUAAGACUAUACUUUCAGGGAUCAUUUCUAUAGUUUGUAACUAGAGAAGUGUACUCGAAAGUGAUUGGCCGCGGAAACCACGAGGAGGAGUCAAAGUGUUCUCUUCUGAGCGCGAAGCGAGCAGGCAGUGUUGCAUUUUGCAGCUACUGCUUACUAUUGAUGACCGUUCCGCCUCCUUUUUAUUAAGGAGGUUGGAGGGAGAGAACACAGACUGAGUGGUUCGUGCCUUUUUAAAAAAAUGGUUAAGAAAUAGACGGAUAUUCCCCUACAUCCUCAUUUUUUAAUUUGGGUUUAUACAGUAUAAUACAAAUCAUUUUCUGCCUUAAAGAUUUAAAUUUGUACUUUUUUACUUUUUUUCGCAUAUUGGAUGCUUUAUCUGCCCUGCAUUCUACCAGGCUUUAGUCUUAUGAAUAUAAAAAUGAAAGAUACAUUCUGCAUUCAUUGGCUGCCUCAAGAGGGAGUGAUGAGAAACUCAGCGUAUUUUCAAAUCCAAAAUGUUAAUAGAAAACUAGCUCUGAAUGUAUAGUGUAGGUUGUUUUGAAAUAAUUUAGUAUGAUAUGUUUUUGUCACUGCAAAUAGUGUUUUGAAGCUCAUGGUUUGAGGAUUUAUAGGAGUUGUGGUCUAAACAGUGGUUUUCAACUAGUGUGCUGUGGCACCCUGGGGUACAUUGAAUGAUGGUCAGGGGUGCUGUGGCCAACACUAGUCUCUGUUCCUCUUUCUCCUCCCUCCUCUGAUGUCUUUUGGCAUCUCUGCCUCCUAAAGGCUUGCACAGCUGUUUAUUGCAGCAGCCCUGACUAUAAGCUCCACAGGCAAAGUGUGCCCCUGGGAUUCACCUGUUUUUGGGGUGGUGACGGGAGGGGGGCAGCUCAGAGAUCGGGGGCGGUGGCAGCAGCAGCUGCACAGAGGACUCCCAAGGAGAGGGGAGAGGACAGGAGGCUGAGGGAGCACUCCACAAAAUGGGGGUGUUCAAAAAAGGAUGAGAGGCUGCCAGCUCUGCAAGCAAGGGGUGACAUAACUGGGCUCCUGAGCUCCGCAGGGUUGCCACAGAAAGAAGGUAGUUGGUCCAGGGAGCUGUGGACUCAAAAAGGUUGAACACCUCUGGUCUAAAGUAUCCAGAACCCAUCAGGUCAGCUAAGGCAGUCCCGAGUCUUCUAAGUACCCAGGAAUACCCUUAAUUUGAGGCCUUCCAAUACAGUUUGUUGAAGAAAGAUCUGUUUAGUGAAACUGCCACUCUAUAUUACAAAAUCAAUGUGCCCCAGCUGGGCUGGGUGUGUGGGAAGCAGUGUUCUCCCCCACUCCCAUGCUAUUCUUGCAGAUAACUGUGUUCACAUGUAGGAACCGUAAUCAAAUGUAGCCGGGUCUUGUUAAGCACAAGGAAUCAAACUGUUCCUUAUGAGUGUGAAGCAAGUGGGCGGUGUUGUGUUUAUACAGCUGUUGUUCCCUGCUUUCAAUGACCCAUUCUCCUUACUUGUUCAGAGGCUAAAAGGGCAAAGCAGAGACUGCUUAUUUGCUUCGAAAAUGUUUUAAAAAUAGAUUUUACAUACGUACAAAUAUACAUAAUUUGUAUGCUGCCUUUCCACACUUCAAAUCAUGCUCAAUGUGUCUUACGUGAAAAAGGAACAUAACUACAACAUAACAAAAGUAGUUAUAAAUGAUAAAACAUUUUUUUAAAAAAUACACAUCCAAACUGAACAAUUUUCACAUAUAUCACAAAAAACCUUAAACAAAAAUACAUAAAAAACCAACAGCACCAGAUCUCCUUCCAACAACAAAACUCCCCAGCCCAAGAGUCUGUUCAGCAACCUUAGCUUUCGUAGCUGCAGUCAGGGUCUCACCUUCCUAGGCAAGUUGGAAGUGGCUUUCAAGGCAGGGAACAGGUGUUCCUACUUAAAUAGGUGGUUUUGUAUGUGACACAAUCUGCAUUUCUUUUUUUCUUUUUUUAGAAAUAAGUACAGUAAUGUAGAAUUACUUCCUUUUUGAAGUUUGAAGUCACAUUAAAUGUCAGUGGAUGUUAGUAACAGGUCAAGCAUACAGCUGGAUAGUAGCAGUGCAAUGAGUUCAUGUGUGUUUAGGCUAUUCAUUUGACGCGUGUGAUACCGGUAAUUUAGAAAUAAAUCCCCUUUGGUUUACUUGAAUUUAUUCCCAGAUUAAAUGUGCAUAGUACCUCAGUCCUAGCAUUGAUAGUGCACUUUAAAAAAAAUUACUCAAGAGCAGUGGAACUCCAUACAACAGUAAGGUGGUCCAGAAGACAUUUUAUUUCUAUAUUGAAUCAGGUUGGCUUCUGGUGGAAAACUGCUGGACUACAUAGACCUUUGAUUUGACCCAGCAGGGCUAGUCUAAGAGUCUUGGGGGGGGGGGGUGUCAAGACAUUGCCCUGAACCAUAAGUGGUGAUUCCCACGGAACUGUGGCUGCGCUCAGCCGCUCCAGUUUCCCAGAGUGGAGCGGGUAAAAUUGCUGUUCUACCUGUAGGGUAGGGGCUGUUGUAACGAUUUACGCCAUUGUGAACUUAUUUGAAGAAUGCUAUAUGUAUCCUGAUAAGGACUGCAGGACUUUCUUCGAAAGUAAGUUUGUAGUAUAUAGGAUCUCUCCAUUAAGUGUUUGACGAGAAAGUUGAGUCAGGGAUCAGUUGCUUCCCUGCGGAGUCUCUUUGCAACACGAUCAUUUGCGUGUUUUACUCAAGAGCAGGGCUUGCUGGGGCGGCGAAGACUAGGACUCCCUCCACCCCCGCGGACUGUCCGGCGGUGACACAGUUAAGCUGCCUGAGCCAGGGAGAGUGACGUCGUGAGGGCCCGCCUCCUCUAGGUAGCCGCCUGGGUUUGAAGAGCCAGUAAGCGAACUGCAGGCUGCCAUGUUUAGAGGAGACUCAAGCCCGGCUGUGAUUGGCCGCUUGGGUCCCGUAUGCAGAUAGAAAGCGAGAGGGAUUCUGGUCCACCGCCGAUACCUGGCCAAAUACCAACUUAUAAAAGCAUUUCUUUUAAACUAUCCCGAGGGGGCUUGAAUUCGCUCGUUUUCUGUCUUAAGAAUCAAAAGUCGCGCAUGUUUUCGAUGGGUUAGAAAUCGGUCGCAGUGACUUCGAGAGUGGGUCGAGGCAACCAGGCUCUGGAGCCGCGAAUCGUUUAGUUAAGACUAUACUUUCAGGGAUCAUUUCUAUAGUUUGUAACUAGAGAAGUGUACUCGAAAGUGAUUGGCCGCGGAAACCACGAGGAGGAGUCAAAGUGUUCUCUUCUGAGCGCGAAGCGAGCAGGCAGUGUUGCAUUUUGCAGCUGCUGCCUGCUAUUGAUGACCGUUCCGCCUCCUUUUUAUUAAGGAGGUUGGAGGGAGAGAACACAGACUGAGUGGUUUGCGCCUUUUUUUAAACGGUUAAAUAUUAGCUCUUAAAUAUUUGGUCCUUUUUAAAGAGGUUUCAUAUUUUAAAGUUUUUUUUAUUCUUAAUAGAGUGUUGUUUCCUUUUGCUUUAUAUGUUUGGCAUUAUUUUGUAUCAAAGAUACAUCCGUCUAAUAUUGGUUAACCUUGCAAUUUCUCCAUUGUUGGUUAAAUGCCUAUUUUGCCCUUUCUGAAGAAGUUUGGGUUAGUGCAUGUGGCAAUCUGGUUAAAAUUCUAAUAAAGCCAUUCAUAUUAGUUUUUCUGCAUAAUUUAUUGCAUAAUUUGAUUUUAAAAUAAUAAUCUCAAAUCUGUUUACAAAAAGUAAUAAACGAAUGAAAUUAUUGGUUAUGUCAUGUAUUGUUCUUCAUCUGAGGUUGUAUUUACCUCAUUUUAAGACCUGCCAAGGAACAGAUGAUUGUUAUUAUGUCUUCAUAUGUAAAAUCAGAGAAAUUAAGGAGAGUGCUUUUUCUUUUUCCCAUGACUGUAGCUUAAUUUGUGAUCUGCCCUUAAUGGUGUGCCUCUGGCUGAUUCAUUGCAGAGGGUUGGAGAAGGGGAAGGGCAGCUUUUGUGGGACCUCACACACUUAGGGAAAAUUUGCCCUGGGGAAGUGGAACGAGGAUGGCAGUAAUUCUCUCUCCCCGCCCCCCAUUCUUAUUUUUAUAGGAAUCAGUGCUGACUCGAUUAACUCAUUGGGGCAGACUCCCCUAUUCACUGCUGCCUUGCUUGGUAUUGGGAAAGUUGUCAGCGUUCUUUUGGAUUAUGGUUCGGAUCCUAAUCAGUAAGUACAAAAGCUACAUUUUUGUUGUUAUAGGGAGACAACUUUCUGGGUUUUAAAAACAUCCAGAGGUGUGUAGGUUCUCCUCUACAUGUAGAUCUGCAGAAAUGGAGAAAAAGCAAAAAAGCGUGUUUUCUGAUGAUAGGUUUUCCCCCCCAUUCCCUUUGAAAAACAGUCAUUGAGACCCCAGGGCUGCAAAACUAAGCUGGAAAGUGUGUGGGAAAUGCCUUGCAAUGAAUGGCCUUCCCCAGCCAGGCACGCUUCCGGAGGUUUUGGGCUACAACUCGCAUCAGCCCCCGCCAGCAUGACCCGUGGUCAGAGUUGAUGGGAGUUGUGGUCAAAACUAUCUGGAGAGUGCCAGCUCAUUGACAGUAUCUGUGAGGUCCCAGAAAACCUGCAAUACUAUUUUACUUCGUUUGCAUAACUCACUCAGCUUGCAGAAUCCUAUUUUUAUUUGAGCAGGAUUUGGAUUACCCUUGGCACAAGUGUAGCUAUUAUUUUAUUAUUUAUUAAAUUUGUAUACUGCCCUUCAUCCAAAGAUCACAAGGCAGAUCACAGCAUAAAAAUGCGAGAUAAAAACGGGAACAAAAAUGAAGUGAAACAAUACCCCUACCCCUACCCCGAAACACAUUUAAAAGGCCGUAAGAUGUUAAUCAGCCUUGAUGUAAGCAUUUCUGCAUUUUGUUUUUAAGCCCAGAGUCCACCUAGUCCAAGGAAUUGCUUAUUGAGGUCUUUGGGGGCCCUCCGAUCAGGACUUCUAAGUGCUCUUGUGUUCCUUGUUUUCUCAGCCGCUGUCACGAUGGGAGCACUCCGGUCCAUGCCGCAGCUUUCUCAGGCAACCAGUCAAUCCUCAGCAAACUGCUGGAUGCGGGUGGAGACCUGCGAGUCCAUGACAGGAAUGGGAGGAACCCGCAGAGCUGGGCUGUGACAGCUGGGAAGGAGAGCAGCGCUCAGGUGUGUGGGCGGCUAGGGCCUUUCGCCUCUUGCUUACCCCAGAAGCUUGCCCCUGUGUGCACAAAGCUCCACAAAUGCCUCCUCCAAGCAGAGUCAGCCUUCCAUUUCCUGCAGGCAGCAGGCAGUGUUGCUUUUUUUGAUCAUGUGUGGGGGUGCCUGUGGGGCCCCCCCAUCAGUUAUUGCUGGGCUCCAGUUCUCAGCAUCCCCAACUGUUGGCCCUGUAAGUUGCAGGGGAUGGUAGGAAUUGGAGUCCCAGCAACGUUUACAUGACUUCAGGCUCCCCAUCCCUGACCUUGCAACACUCCCAGCCCAAAUGCUUUUAUCCAGAACUGUUUAUUUGUUUCUAUGACAAGGGUCAUGGCUCAGUGGAAUAAAGCACCUGCUUUUCAGUCAGAAGGUCUCAUGUUCAAUCCUUGGCAUCUCUAGGUAGGACUGGGAGAGAUCACGUCCAAAAUCAUGGAGAGCCACUGCAAGUCUGCCCAGACUGAUGUUUGGCACCACUGGAUAGCUCAGUUGGUUAGAGCAAGUGCUGAUAAUGCCAAGGUUGCAGGUUCAAUCACCAUAAUGGACAUCUGCAUUGCAGGGGCUUGGACUACCUUUCUCAACCUGUGGGUCCCCAGAUGUUGUUGAACUACAACUCCCAUCACCCCUAGCUAGCAAGGCCAGAGCUGAGGGAUGAUGGGAGUUGUAGUCCAACAACAUCUGGGGACCCACAGGUUGAGAACCGCUGGACUAGAUGAUCCUCAGGAUCCCUUCCAACUCUUCAAUUCUACAAGGCACUUUCUCCCUUCCAUCCCUAGUUGCUUUCAAGGUUUGCGCUCAAACUCAGGCGUCUUUGCCGCCACCAACCAUCCCUGGUGGCGGCGGCUUCUCCUCUUCUGUUUUGCAGAUGCUCGAGUUCAUCCAGCGAUGUACAUCCCACAUGCAGGCGAUUGUGCAGAACUACUCCAUAGACUUGCUGCGGAAGGUGGACUCUCCCAGAGCUUUGGUCUCUAGCCCCUCCAAGUUUGUGGGCAUCAAGCAAGGGUGAGUGCCUCCAGCUGUGACAGUGAUGGUGGGGAGCGAAAUCGUUUCUCCCUCUUCUAAACAUUAGGAAGAACUUCCUGACAGUAAGAGCUGUUUGACAGUGGAAUUUGCUGCCAAGGAGUGUGGUGGAGUCUCCUUCUUUGGAGGUCUUUAAGCAGAGGCUUGACAACCAUAUGUCAGGAGUGCUCUGAUGGUGUUUCCUGCUUGGCAGGGGGUUGGACUCAAUGGCCCUUGUGGUCUCUUCCAACUCUAUGAUUCUAUGAUUCUAUGAUUCUCUUCCUUUCCCCGCACACCAAACGUUUGUAUUUUUAAUAGAGGCUUGUAAACACUUGGGAAGUGCCCUUGGUUCCUCCGCAGAGAAUGGCUGCGACAUCAUUCUUUCUGCCUCAUGUGGUGGAAAAGCAGAACUGCCCACAUAAAAGCAAAAAGGAAGCCCAGAUCAGAAGCAAAUAAAAUCCGAAAUCUGUCAUUGGGUAUUAGCAACAAAUCUCCAUUUGUAUCUGUGCUGGCUUUGAAAUUGUGCCCAGUACAUGCAGUCUUUUUAUUGUGUUGUGAAAUUCCUUUCAGAUGCUUUGUAUGAAGUGUCUAGAGACUCUAAAUUUCAGGGUUAUGGGUUUGAGCCCCUCAUUGGGCAAAAAAUUUCUGCAUUGCAGGGGGUUGGACUGGAUGACCCUUUUGGUCCCUUCCAAGUGUACAAUUCUUUGAUCUUAUGGUUAUAUGAGAGCUAGUGUGGUACAGUGGUUAGAGUGUUGGACAAGGACCUGGAAAACCAGGGUUCAAAUUCCAGCUCAGCCAUGAAGCCCACUGGGUGACUUUGGGUCAGUUGCUGCCUCUCAGCCUUAGCUACUUCAAGAGACACCCCUUUCCCCCUUUAUUUUUUUGUCCUUCAGGACAGCUGACAAGAUUCUGAGACGCGGGAGCAGUGCCCCCCAAAACAUUUACAGUUUUGGCUUUGGGAAGGUAAAUAUGGUGGAAGGGUCCAGGACGCAACAGGAUCUCCCUGUUCCCCUUGAGCCAAGGUUGUAUCUAGAAGAAUGAAUUGGGAACAGCUGGUGAAUUUUUUGUUGGGAAUUCAAAAAGUAUAUCCCUGUUAUGCAAGUCUUUAGCGCAGCGUGUGGCUUCUGGUGGUGAAAGAGCAGAAUCUGGCCAGUGGAAAGCCUUGAGCCCAGGGGCCAAAUGCAGCCCUCUGGGUCUUUCUGUUUGGCCCUUGAUAUUCUCCUGCCCUCUUGUCUGUCCUGCUCUGCGCCUUCUUCAGGUGCUUUUGCCUGGCUGAGUGUCAGGGCUGGGACAAAGGCUCAGAGCCUGGGACGACGAGCAGUCAGAAAGGGAGAAGAGGAAGUAGAGUGGGGGGAGGAGAUGUCGGAAGCUGAAGAGGUAACAGGGCUUAGUGAGCAGGGGGAGUCUGUGGCAGAGAGAAGUCCAGAAUUAGAGGCAGAAGCAGAGGAUGGAGAGGAGAGGAGGGGGGCCAAGAGGCAGAGUGGAGGCAGGCUUCUGAAGAAGCCAGGGGGUCUCCCCCUCCUGCUGUGACCAGCUCCCCUUCCUCUGGUCUCCCAGGACCAGAAGAGGUGUGAAGAGGGCAGAGCAAAGACAGACAAGACUUCUUCAUCUCAGAUUACUUGGGAAGGACCAGGCGGAGGAGUAGACUUAGGGAGCUGUGGGAAGGUGGGGACCUUCAGUCCUCGCAAUUGCCUCAUUGGGGCCAGACCAAUGAGGAAGAGUUGCUGUGCUCACCAGGCCUGGCACUACUGAGCAGCGUCUUCUAAUAAAGUGUUAACUUAACACUAUGUGCUUUAUUGCUGAUGUGCUCCUGACACUGGGAUAUGUCCUGGAACCCUAGAAAUGUCUCUCACUUGCCUUAAUUGAGAAUGGAUAUGGGUGCUUGAAUCUGUGUACAAACUAGUCAAGGUAAAUUUCAACAUUUGUUGCUCUGCACCUUUUUGCGUUGAGCUAGACUGGCCCCAAGGAGGUUUCCUGGAAGAGAAUGUGGACCUUGAUUGGAAAACGUGUGUCCUCGAGCAAUAGCAAAAGGAUUGGUGGGUGGGUGUCUUUUAAAUGUAAGAAAACAUUUCUGCACUCCUUUUAUGAAAAAGGAACACCAAAGUGGUUUACGUGACAAUAAAACAUAGCAUUAUCCAAUAAAAAUUCACUGUCAAUAGAGAAGGUGAAAUCAUCGCAAGGACAGGUAUUUAUAAUACUAUUAAGGGCCAGGGGAAAGCUACGCUUUCUUUACAAAGCAUCUUUCUUUGUAAAAAAAAAGGCUUCUCUUUCAUUUUCUUUGCUUACAAAGUGAACAUAAGGAAGAGAUUUGCAGAAUUAUGAAUGUUGUGGAGAAAAAUGAAAACAAAGAGCAAUUGUUACAAUUAUUAUUUCUCUUGUCAGGUUUACCUCACAGGCAGCCGUCAGCUGGGCUACCUGGCAUCGCUCCCCAUCAUUUCGGAUAAGGAAGUGGUCCAGGCUGAUGAUGAACCAACCUUCUCCUUUCCAGCUGGGCCGUACAUGACUAUGACCAAGUGGGUUGAUGCUUUUGCAAGGGGGAGUUGGGCUUCGUAACCAAGUAGGCUAGGUGUAGGCUUGUUCAAUGUAUACAUUGCUUCUGACCCAAGAUGAAGUCCCAAAGCAGUAUGCAUCCAGACGAGAAACUGCAGUCAAAAUCACAUAAAUAUUAAGAACAGGUUUAACAGCGCAGUUUCAUAUCAGUGGUGCUUUCUUUUGCCUAUUUAGACUUGUGUUGUUCUACUUUUUUGGGGGAGUAGAACCCCCAGGAUUCACCAGUCGGAGCCUACUGGAAAAAGACACACGCUUAGAUUUAAAGAGUUGCAAGCUGUGGAAUUUUCUUUUUGAGUGCCGAAAACUUGAAGGGUGCUUGCUUUUGGUUCCCCCUGUCUCAAAAGUUGUUUACAAAAAGAAUAAAACAAUGAUAUCGUCACCACUUAAAUAAGGCAUUAGAAAUAAUUAAAAUAAAAGUAAACUAAAAACCAGGUGAAAACACUUGUCAGCAUUUGACCUGCCUGGAUUUGAACCCUGGCCUCCCACUUGCACAGUGCCUGCUACACCACCACUGGCGAUCUUCCUUUGGGAGCUGCCCUUCUGUCCACCUCCUGUGAUAGAGUAUGCGUUCAACAGAGUAUUGAAAACUGCAAUACUGCCAAAGAAAAAGUCCAGAAAGUCACACCUGGCCUCUCUCCCCUCCCUUCCCCACUCUUGCAGUUUGAUGUGGGGUGGAAGCAGAGUCACAGUGAAGGAGCUGAACAUGAAACCCCACCAGCACUGCAGCAAGCUGCGCCUAUCCGACCUGCUUCUCGCGGAACAGGAGUACAGUAGGUACGGCCGCCUCUUGCAACUUUGGCGGGGAAAGCCUGAAUCACGAUUGUGGCUCCUUCCUCUACUGAUGUUCAGAUCGGAGGGGGAACAGCGUCUCAGCAGCGAUGUCAACUUGCGCUUCUUGCAAAUACGUAAAAGGUGCCCAUGCAAUUUGGGUGCUGAGCAGGAAGAAAGAAAAGCCCUAGAGCUAUUCUGGUAAUCUUGUUUUGGUUGAACAACAAAGAGGGGAUCUGUAUUGUGGCUAUUUGCCUUGGGGAAAAUAAUCUACUUGUUUCUCUCUUCCUCCUCAGUCUCUUGGCUGAUUACAGUGUUAUAGGGUUUUUUUGUGGGGGGAGGUCAGUCUGGAUGAAACCCAUGAGUCCCUUUCAAAGCUGUGAUUCUGUGUCAGGGAGGGUAGAAUCUAUUAGGAGAAACCAGCCAGAUCAGUUCCUUCGCUAAGGGAGUGGCCUUGGCCUGCCAGUUCAGUCCUGCCAUUUACAUUAAAAAGGGGCUGCCUUGUUGCCAUAGAGACAAAUGGGUGUGUGUGUGUGUGUGUGUGUGUGUGUGUAACCCCCCACCACCUAGUGGAAGCAGACUUCACCUUAUAGAACAUGGGUAGGCAAACUAAGGCCCGGAGGCUGGAUCCGGCCUAAUUGCCUUCUAAAUCCGGCCCACAGACGGUCCGGGAAUCAGCGUGUUUUUACAUGAGUAGAAUGUGACCUUUUAUGUAAAAUGCAUAUGUAAAAUGCAUCUCUGGGUUAUUUGUGGGGCAUGGGAAUUCGUUCAUUCCCCCCCCCCCAUAUAGUCCGGCCCCCCACAAGGUCUGAGGGACAGUGGACCGGGCCCCCUGCUGAAAAAGUUUGCCGACCCCUGUAUAGAAGAACAAUAGCCAGAGUUUUAUGAGUGAGCGUUGGCUGAUGCUGGAGAGACAAAGGCAUCCAUUGCUAUUGCUCUGUGCUGGACCCAAAGUGGUGGCUUGGGGCUUCCCUGGAAAACCUGAUGGGGAGGCAAGAUCUUUCAGGCGUCAGUGCUGUGAGACCUUCCAUCUUAUCCUCUGAUUAUAUGUAUGUGUAAAUAAAACCACACGUCUUAAAGGCACCACAGUCUUUUGUUAACAGUCAUUCCAAGGAAACGGAAAUACGGAUAAGCGCAGGCACCCCAGAGCCUGUCAGCACUCGGUGAUGGGUUGCACACAGCAAUACCCAGCAGAGCAUCCCUUGAAAGAUCAGUUGUGUUUUCUGGUGCCAUGACGAUGGCCUGAUCCAUGUUAGCUUCCACCCUCUUUUGGCCUUUGCUCCCAGCGUGUUCUGUUGUUGCUUUUUUGUUGGUUCUGGUGCUUUAAGUUGGUUAGGAAAGGCAGAGUGAGCUGUUCUGAUGGGAUAAGAUCAGUAAGCCUGGAAAUGCACUUCCUUCGUAAUCCAAUUUCCCUUCACAUUGUUGGGUUUUCAUAUCUCCUUCUGCAGCCAGCUCCGCCAUCCUCAUUUGUUGCAGCUGAUGGCCGUCUGUUUAUCCAGCGACUUGGAGAAAACGCGAUUAGUGUUUGAGAGGGUUACUUUUGGCUCCCUCUAUAGCAUCCUUCAUGAGAGGGUAAAGUGACCGUUUUUGUUUCUUGGCAGAAUUAAUAGAUUUACUCUACCCGCCCCCAGUGCUUUCCUCCCAAGGAGCUCAGCGUGACAAAACAGGUUCUUCUGGCGCCUGCCAAACUUUAUCCUCAUAACAACCCCGUGAGGUAGGUUACACUGAGAGAGUGUGACUAAGUCAUUGACCUUCAUAGCUAAGAGAGCCACCUGGCAAGCUUCAUGGCUAAGAGAGGAUUGAUCCAUUUUGUCCUGCGUCAUGUGGUAGGUUAGAUGGAGUAAAAGGGGUGCUGGCUUUGCACAUAGUGCUGAGCCACAGUUAAAAGAAGCCAAAGACAGCAAAUCAUGACUUCAGGUUAAGCUGCUGGGCAGGGUUUGGACAGCUGGAGAAACCAUGGUUUAAUGAACCAUCGUUGAAUAAACCAUGGCUUGGCAUUAUGUGUGAACCGGGCUGUGAUCAUCUCCUCUCAAACAGUUCUAAAGCAGAAUGAUUACCAGACAGUAAGCUAACACCCGCAUCAUAUGUUGACUGCUUUAAUUGUAUGGUAUGGGAGGGUACCUGCCCUGUUUUAAAUCCUGUCUUCCUGGAGGUUCCUCCUUCCACCCAGGAAGAGCAAGCGCUCAAGCUAAGAGCUGGUUUCUUUCCUCUUUCCCUCGGCAGCGUUCGGAGUUCCCCAUUGUGCACAUGGAGACCCUCGUGCACCUCUUGCUCCAGGUGAACGAUGGCCUGAGGUUCCUGCAUUCGCACGGCUUCAUCCACCGCACGGUCAGCUCCUAUGCUGUGGUGGUGGUUUUGGCCGGGGAAGCCAAGCUUACCAACCUGGAGUACAUGAUCGAGAGGUAAAGACGCCCUACUUCCCCCCAUUCUCCCCAUUUUACUUGAGCAACUAGCAUAAGUACAAAAUGUAAGUUUGGAAAUGGUGUCUGAGCUGCAGAGGUCGGACGUGCGUGUGUGGUCAGCUUGGAAGCAUGAUGAAGAAAGGAGGCCGCCCAGGCACGAAGGAAGUAUGUAGUGUUACAAGCUUCCUGCCAAGGCAGACAAAGGAAAUGAUUUCACUGAGUUCUCUCUAGCAAAUUUUACAGGGAGGCUCUGUGAGCCUGCGGUAAACCUACCUCCAGCUGCUCACCCCUCCCACACCUGUCUUUGCUCUCCGGCCAGACCAGGUCCUCUAGGGCAGGGCUGGCAGACACGUUUACUUUUUACAGAAACAGGACAAAAUACCACCGGUAAGGCUGCCGCCACUCCCUUUGUCCCGGGGAACCCAGAGCCACAACCCAGGGAGAAGGUUGUGCCCCGUUAUUGCUGGUUACCCCCACUCCACAAGUUGUAUCCACAGACUUGCAGACAGAAAUUCUACGGUAGAGCACAACCAAGCGUAAGGCUAGGAAUUAGCUUUUCCCCCCGGAAAGGCACACAAACUAAAACAGUUUCUUUCUUAAAAUUUAUUUUAAAAGAACAUAAGGAAACAUGCUAAAAAGCAGGCACAUCUUUAGUAAGUUACAAGCAAGAAAAACAAGAACAUUGUGAAAUCUAACUGACUUACAUACUCACGACUAAGACACAGAUAGAAUAGUUAGAGUCCUUUCAAUGAUCCGCAUUCAGAGGUUUUCGCAAUUCUCCAUCACAAAGGACGAAAGGACGGCUACUUAGGUGGAGCAUCAGCAGCCGGGCGAUUUGCGAAUUGCAGAGCGCGCUUUCCCAGCCAUUCCCAAUAUCUUUUAUCCCCAAUUUGCACGUGGCAUCGGAACCCCCAAAACCAAUAUAACUCUUGAUUAUUUUUAAAUUCUCCAAUGACCAGCUUGCGGGCUAAUCAAUCUAACUUCUGGCAGCUGGGCCAAUUAAGAACCCAGAGCCUAAAGGGGUUUCCUCCCUUUCCGUGGAGCCUAUGCAGAUACACAUUCCCAGGCAAUCAAGGCAGAUAACAUCACUGAGGGAAUGCACAUAACUUCGGACCCAGGUGUCAAACCUUUCAUUAAAUCAGGGGUUUCCUUUCCCAUAAUAAACCUUUCACACCCUGGGAGUUUGCUGGUCUGGGGUUAAAGGGACAAAACUUAUUUCCCAUGGUCCUUGUGGCUUGUUGGUAUCCCACAAGGCCUCACUCUUGUUGCUUGACCAAGGAACAGCUUCUAAGUAAACACUAACUUUACUACAGAGCCUCAGCCCUUUCAUGUGCCCAUUUGGCAAAGCAUAAGUGUUGAUUGACUGCAAUAAUGUCCCACAUAAACAAGUGGGUCUUUGAGAGCGCUCUUGCAGCUACUGUCUCCCCACCACCACCCAUUUUCGCAUGUAAAAGGUAAAGGUAAAGGGACCCCUGACCAUUAGGUCCAGUCGUGACCGACUCUGGGGUUGUGGCGCUCAUCUCGCUUUAUUGGCCGAGGGAGCCGGCGUACAGCUUCCGGGUCAUGUGGCCAGCAUGACUAAGCCGCUUCUGGCGAACCAGAGCAGAGCACGGAAACGCCGUUUACCUUCCCGCCAGAGCGGUACCUAUUUAUCUACUUGCACUUUGACGUGCUUUUGAACUGCUAGGUGGGCAGGAGCAGGGACCGAGCAACGGGAGCUCACCCCGUCGCGGGGAUUCGAACCGCCGACCUUGUGAUCGGCAAGUCCUAGGCUCUGUGGUUUAACCCACAGCGCCAUCCACGUCCCUUCACGUGUUAUCUAGCUUUAAAAUAAUGCUGAGCAUCUCUGGGAUGUAUGUUCUCCCCCUUUGCCACAUGUUCUGAGGGCCUCUUGGUUUCCUGUCUUUGGCAGCAAGGAUGGGGGAGAGCACAGUGACCUGACACGGCUGCCCAUCCCUUCCCAGUUAUACAAAUGGUGCGCUCCGGAAGUAAUCCUCCAGAGGACCGCGACCACCAAGUCUGACAUCUACAGCUUCUGUGCGGUGAUGCAGGAGGCUCUGACAGGUACAGAAACAGAGGGAGGGAUGCUAAGCCUCACAAAGGUGAGAACAUAAGGAGAACCUGCUGGAUCGUGCCAAUGGCCCAUCUAGAUUACCAUCCUGUUCUCACAGCGGCCAGACAGAUACCUGUGUGAAGUUCGCAGGCAAGACCCAAGCGCAAGAGCGCUCUCCCCUCCUGUGGUUCCCAGCAUCUGGUAUUGAGAAGCAUCAUUGCCUCUGACCGUGGAGUCAGAGCAGAGCCAUUGUGGCUACUAGCCAUUGAUAGCUUUAUCCUCCCCUGAAUUUAUCCAGUCUUUUAAAGCCAUCCAAGUUGGGGGCUGUAACUGCCUCUUGUGGCAGUGAGUUCCAUAGUUUUAACAAUCCGCUAAACGGACUUCCUUUUAUUUGUCCUGAAUCUUCCAACGUUCAUUGGAUUAACACAAGUUCUGGCGUUAUGAGAGGGAGAAAACCUCUCUAUUCGCACCCUCCAUGCCUUGCAGAAUUUUAUAAACUUCUGUUGUGUCGCCUCUUACUCUAAACUGAGAAGUCCCAAAUGUUCCACCCGUGAUCAUUUUGCUGCCCUUUUACAACUGUAGUUUGUGUGUUUGCUUUUUGAAGCUCUCAACCUGCCCCAUUCCCAUUUCUUGGCUGCUGCACCUUGUUUGGAAUAGUCUCUCCUUCCGUCUUCAUCAAGCUGAUUGGCCCCAGCCUCCCCUUCAAGGCUGUUGCCGAAAUUCUGCUACUACUAGAUGAUCCUGAAGGUCCCUUCCAACUCUACAAUUCUGAUUCUUUUUUAAUUUCAGUUGUGUAUUUCUUGACGUGCCCUCUGCCAUAAGGCAGGCUCCUCCCCUUCAGAGCUUCACCACAUCAGAGCAUGCAUGCGGUUUGUGUGUCUUCCAGAUACCAUCCCUUGGGAUGGGUUCGAGGGCCCGGAUGUUAAGGAUCUCAUAGUUUCUGGGCAGUGGCUGGAAGCGGAUGCCAGGCUGCCCAAGCCCUAUUACGACAUCGUGAAGACCGGGCUGGAGUCCAGGCAGAAGCAACGCACCAUGAACCUGCAGGAUAUCCGAUACAUCUUGAAGAAUGACCUGAAGGUGAACCAGAGCAAUCGAGCCUCCCAAAUCUGGGCUUGCAAACAACUUUACUGCUGGUCACCUCUGGCAAAUUUGAACCACCUCUGGGCACCCAGCUGUGGCUGGCUGGCUGGCUAGCUAAAAACUGACCGCCAGUGUGUUUUGUAAACAUUAUUUUUGCAAGGCUACUUCUCAACUCCGUAGAGCCUUGCUUCCCAAACUCCCCCCACCAAUGGAUUACUUGAAAAGUUGUAGCUCAUCUAGGAGAAGGGAAACUUUGACCCUACACAUUUGCUGCCUUGCAGGAUAUUUCAGGAGAAGAAAAGGCUAAGGGGUAAAACCCACACAAAUCAGGAGUUGAGUCGCUAAGGCGGUUGGAUAAUGCCUUGUACGCCUCUUUCCGGCAACUCCUGCAGCCAAGGUGGUGCCUAACGCUCUGCUUUCCUUUGGACCACAUCAGCGAGGCUGAGAGGGGCGGGUUUGUCAUCUGGGCAGGCUAGGACCUCCAUACACACUCCCCAGGCUUGUGUCUUGGGGAGUGCACUUUAAUGCUCCUAACGCAAAGGUUUGACUCUACCCCUGGAGGCGCACUCCACUGUCUCUUGAGACAGAUGGAUGCCAACAAUGGCAACUUAAUUUGGUUGCAGGGAGAGAGGGGUCCUCUGUUUCCUGACACCAUUCUCUUUGCCACUGCAGGAUUUGCUUGAGUCUCGUAGGACUCGCCAUGGUGACAGUUCUGGACCGUCGAAGGCCGAACCCCAUGCUGACAUUAAUAUCUGCUUGCCAUCCGCCUCCGCUGUCUCGGUCAAGGUGGAAGAAGAGUUGCCAGAAGAGGAGCAGGAAGAAGAGAAGCCAGAAGAGGAGCAGAGUGUCCCGUGUCUGCCUUGUAAGUUCUGCUUUUGCUGCAAGGGCCAAAGCCUGGCCUUUUGUGUCUUUGCUGCCAGUGCCAGUUUCCCUCCUGGGGCAAACGGGAAGGGCUGCAUCUAAGUGGCAGGGCACCUGCUUAGCAUGCAGAAGGCCCCAGGCUCAGUCCACAGCUGCAUCUCCAGUUAGGCCUGAAAUCCUGGAGAGCUGCUGCCCGUCAGUGUAGGUAGAACAGAGCUAUGGUUGGUCUCUUCUGUAUGUUUGUGGCCCUCCAGACACAUACCAGGAAUGGGGGAACAACCAUCUGCCCUGCUAGAUGAUGUUCAUAGAAGUGACCCUGCUCAGAGUUGGAAGGGACCAUGAGGGUCAUCUAGUCCAGGCAUGUGCAACUCCCAAGAGACUGUGAUCUACUCCCAGUAAAACACUGGCAGUGAUCUACCCAUUGUCAUUGGAGGGAGGAGGAGCGUGCGUGGGGUGGGUGGAUUGCCCAGAGUUAUUGAUCUUUUUUAAGGAGGGAAGUGCCCAGAGUUGUUGAGCUUUUUUGGGCGAGGAUUGCACAGAAUUUUUAAGCUUUCCCCCCAUAACUUUUUGCACAUGAUAAGGAUCCUGCGAUCUACCAGGAUCAGCUGGGGGUCUGCUGCUAGGUCACAAUCUGCUGAUUGGACAUCCCUAGUCCAAUCCCUGCAAUGCAGGAAUCUUUUUGCCCACUGUGGGGCUUGAACCCAUGGGAUUGAGAUUGAGUCUCAUGCUCUACAGACUGAGCUAUCCACCAGCCCCAGCCAACAUGGCUAGCAGCCAGGAGCGCUGUGAGGUGGAGAGCAGCAGCUUCCACAUCCCUGAAGCAGAGCAAGGCUUUGCGUCCAGGCGUCAUGCACACGGGGCAGAAAUACGCCACAGGAUCCUGAGAGGCCCUUUGGAAGUCUGUAUGUUUGAGGAGAGAAAACACUGUCCUGUGCUUGUUAAGAGCUUAGCCCCUCCAUUCUGACUCGUGCUCUUGAUUCUUCAGCCGGGAGCUUCACCGUGAUGAGAUGCGCUGCUUCUGCUCCCAGAAUCGAAGGUGCCGCUGGCCACCAGUCUCAGCCUGCCCUCCCCGCCGCUCAGUCUGGCCACCUCUUGGCUCCCAAAGUCCAGGGGGGCACCAGCGACAGGGACGAGAGCCUCUGCAGCUUUGAAAUCAAUGAGAUCUACACCUGCUAUCCUGAGAUGUGUGGGGACAGCACGGAGGAGGACACAACAUCAGGACCGGGUCAGGGAUCCCCAAGGCAGCCUCGGACCGUCCCGGGGGAUUGGGCCAAAGCCCUUUCGCCGCCCCUGCCAGCCAGAAUUCAGGACGGACAGACAAGCUGCAGUGAGGGGGGCGCCACCUCCGAUUCAGAGUCGGAAUACACCAGGGAAGAGGUCACCUACAUGUCGCAGGCCUACCCUGUGCAGCAAAUGGUGAGGUUCUCCAGCCCCCGGGGCCGGAACACCCCCUGGAAGGGGGGCCACUACUUUGGGAAGUGUGUCCUGAACCUGAAGAUCUCCCAGACGCUGCUGCAGCAGGCGAGGGACUCUCUCUGCCGGACGGAAAAGAAGCUGGACCAGCUGGAGAGCUUCAGAAAGCCCCAGCCCCACCCAUGCGCCAUUGCCCUGAACCCCAUCAUCCGAGAAUACUGGGAGAAGGACGAGGGCGCUGCUUUUGGAAACCUCAGGGCGCCCUGCAGCAGACCCAGCGCCUUCCUCUGGAAAGCGGUGGGCCCUCCGUCUGUGAACUACGUCCCUCCGCCGCUGCGUGUCAUGGCCAUGCAGCGGCCUCUGGUGAUUCAGCCCUUCCAGCCCAUGGAGCCAGAGCGCAGGAGCCAGGACACCACCUGCUGGAGCGACUGCGGAUUGGAGGCGCCCAAAAACCCCUGGAGCAGAGGGGAAGUGGAGCCCAACUAUCAGGUGUGAGAGAGCGGUAAAGGGAGGGGCUGUAGCUGGGGGGUAGAGCAGUUGCCUUGCAUGCAGAAGGUCCCAGCUUCAAUCCCUAACUUCUCCAGGUAGGGCUGUCUGAAAUCCUGAAGAGCUGCUGCCAGUCAGAGCAGGCAGCACUGAGCUAGGUGGUCUGACUCAGUAUAAGGCAGCUUCCUGUGUUCUUAUUUCAACCCGCUAUUCAGAACCAUGAGGGCUAGAAUCUUAAUCUACUAAAGUGAUAAAGCACCUGCUUUGCAUGCAGGGGGUCCCAGGUGCAAUCUCAGGUGUCCUCAGUUGGGCCUCCUGCCUGGAGAGUCAGUGUAGACCAUGGGUAGGCAAACUAAGGCCCGGAGGCCAAAUCCGGCCCUAUCGCCUUCUAAAUCUGGGCUGCGGAUGGUCCAGGAAUCAGCGUGUUUUUACGGUAGUAGAAUGUGUCCUUUUAUUUAACAUGCAUCUCUGGGUUAUUUGGGGCCUGCCUGGUGUUUUUACAUGAGCAGAAUGUGUGCUUUUAUUUAAAAUGCAUCUCUGGGUUAUUUGUGGGGCACAGGAAUUUGUUCAUCCCCCCCCCCCAAUAUAGUCAAGCCCCCCACAAGGUCUGAGGGACAGUGGACCUGAAAAAAACCCUUCUUUUAUUUUACCAACCAACCAAUUACAUAAAACAAACAGUACUGAUUUUGAUCCUGUUGUUGAGGCCCCUAAAAGGCAUGGGGCCUAUAAGCCGGUGCUUACUCUGUCUAUUUGGUAAUCCGGCUCUGUCAUAGGCAGCUGUCCCAUACAGGGUUUGAACCUGCAACUUUGGUGUUAUCAGCACCACCCUCUAACCAACUGAGUGCAGAUUGUGACCUGCUGGAAGGACAUUUGAUAGGCACUGAAAUUGGCCAUGGAGUCAGAAGCAGGGUUGUGUGGCCUCAGCCCCGGGAGCUGAAUAUGGCCACCCAGGCCUCUCUCUCUGUCCCUUGGGACGUUCCCAAGGCCACACCCCCUAAGGCCACUGUAGGGCGUACUCUCCAUUCUCAUAAAAAGCUAUUGGCAAAUACCCACCCCUUCCUCACGUGUGGGAAAUUAAGCAGUCAGCCUUUAAAUAUACAACCUUCCUUGCCCUCUGGUUAACUGCAUAACUCAUAAAUAACCACCUGAGUCCCCACUCAGCUAUGAUUGACUGGAGUGAUUUUUCAGCUUUUGCACCCAGGCGUCACCGUCCGGAGGAAGAGGAACAUGAUCCCGCAGUUGUGGCGAGGGAACCUGUCUGCAGUGGACGAUGGGAACAGAUUUUCAGAUGGGUGAGUGCUGCUGCUCCUCAGUCCCCAGCCACACUGCCUCCGAUUCCAUAGAGGACAGUGAUGAAUUCGGUAUAUUGCCCACCCUAAGGUCCCAGGGCAGGUCUCAGCAAUUUAAAAUGCAACAUUAAAAACCGUUCGAAACAAAAUGCGAUACCAAGAAUGCCUAAUAAUAUGCACCUCAGGAGUUGGAAUCCCUGGGUAAGCCUCAGCCUUUGGCACAAUCUGUUUAGUGAAAGGUGCCAGGCGUGCCUCUGUGGGGAGGGGAGGGGUUCCACAGCUUGGGAGCCACCACAAAUACAGUGGUACCUCUGGAUGCGGAUGGGAUCCGUUCCGGAGCCCUGUUCGCAUCCUGAAGAGAACGCAACAUGCGUCUGCGCGGGUUGCGAUUCGCCGCUUCUGUGCAUGCGAGUGACGUCAUUUUGAGUGUCUGCGCAAUGUGGAAGCAGCGGAACCCGGAAGUAAUGUGUUCCGUUACUUCCGGGUCAUCGUGGAGCGCAAUCCGAAAACGCUCAACCUGAAGCAACUUUAACCCGAGGUAUGACUGUAGUGCCUUCUCCCAGCCCCCUCCCCAGACUACCAAGAGCCCCCUCUGCAACUUAACACCUGAAAAGGUCUGUAAGGAAAGAGGCAGGCUUCAGAUACAGUGGUACCUCGGGUUACAGAUGCUUAAAGUUACAGACGCUUCAGGUUACAGACUCCACUAACCCAGUAAUAGUACCUCGGGUUAAGAACUUUGCUUCAGGAUGAGAACAGAAAUUGUGCGGUGGUGGCAGCAGGAGGCCCCAUUGGCUAAAGUGGUGCUUCAGGUUAAGAAUAGUUUCAGGUUAAGAACGGACCUCCAGAACGAAUUAAGUUCUUAACCUGAGGUACCACUGUAUUUGGGGUGUAAGUCAUUUAGGCUUUAAGCACUGACGUGGGCACCUGGAACCGGGCCUGGAAACGAACUGGCGACUGACGCAGCUCCUCUAAAGCAGCUCCUGUGUGAGAUCUAAACAGAACCCCAGCCAGUAAUUCGGCUGCUGCAUUUUGGACCGAUGGAAGUUUCCGAGUUGUCUUCAAGGGCAGCCCCGCAUAGAGUGCAUUGCAGUGUCAUCCAGCUAUCCCAGCUCAACUCAAAAAAUCCAUGCUAGGGCAAUACCUUCAGUAGCCCAACAAAAGCAUCACGAGAACUCUGUCAGACUGGAUGUUAAACAGAGCAAGUGUGUGUGGUGGGGGAGAGAAGAGGUAAUAUUUUGGGAGGCUGAAUUUGAACCCAUGGAGUCUGUAUCUGUUCACAGUCAGCUUGCAAUCAGGCUUUGUGUUUCCAAGACACCUUUUUGCUGUUAUGAGGCAAGGAGGGAUAUAAAUUUAAUACAUGGUGAUAAUAUAGGAACAUUAUUAUUAUUAUUAUUAUUAUUAUUAUUAUUAUUAUUUAUUAUUUAACUUACAUUUUUAUACCACCCUAUACUCACAGGAUAAAAUCAUGAUAUAAAAACACAGAAUACAUAAUCAAAAUAAAAACAAGAACAACCCAAUAACUCCCCCCCUGCCCCCGCUCUACCAAAACACAUUUUAAAAGGGCACUGAAUGUCAGUCAACCGGAGGCAUUUUCCCUUGGAGCCUAAAGGUGUAUAAUGAAGGCACCAGGUGAGUCUCCCUGGAGAGAGCAUUCCACAAAUGGGGAGGCACCACAGAAAAAGCCCUGUUCUCGUGUUGCCACCCUCCGGACCUCUCAUGGAGGAGGCACACGAAGAAGGGCCUCAGAAGAUGAUCUCCACCCAUAUUCCAGUGUGUUUCUUGCAGGUUCGUCUCAAAAUCAACACCUGAAAUUUAUGACGAUAGUGUGAGGAGCGAGGAGAGGAGGAUGGCACAGUCUGAAUGGACAAGUGAGUAUUGUGUUUUAUUUCAUUGGAGUCAUGCAAUCCAUAGGUCUCUGGGAUGGCGGGAACAGCCCCCAUGGGUUGAAUGUGGCCCCCGUGCCACUCAGCCUGGCUCUUGGGGCUGUUUCCAGGCCACGUCCUUUCCCCCAGGCCACGUCCCUUUGCUGUCCUCUGCAAGUGCUGUUGCCUGGCUUGAAUACAUCCUCUUGAAUAAUGAAAAUGUUUACCCUUUACUUCUGAACUUCCAACACCUACUGAAUUAUUAUUUUUUUCAUUCCAGCAGGCAUUUCAACUGAAGUCUGAUUUUAUGGUUUUGGUCUAUUUUUUAAAAACAUUUUCUGUACACUACUUGGAGACUUUGUAGUUAAGCGGUAUAUAAAUUGUUUAAAUAAAAAGAAAUGGAGGGUGGAAAGGCGUGUGUGAAUAGAAUCCUCUACCUUUUGUGUAGCUGGUGUGUAGCAUCCUGUACAAAUGUAAAAGUCAUGUCCGUUGUUUCACCCACUUCCUGCUUCUGGCUCCACCCACCACUGGCUUGCAGAUCCUCCAGAAAGUUGUCUGCGAGGAAAUGCAUUCACCAGGCUGGAAGAGGUUCUUUCAGGACUAGUAUAUAUUCUGUAUUCUGUCCCAGUCAUGGCAUUGCGGGCAGCCCUGUCGGGUAGGUGAGGCUGAGCAACAGUGACUGCCUGCAGCACCACGUAGUGAGAGGGGAUUUGAAUUCCAAAGGCAACAUUGCCUGCUGCGGUGGUGGUUUUCAGACUGGCUGCUUCCUAGGAUCCUGUUUGGAUCAACAGUGAUCUUUGGGCUUUAAUCUCUUCUUGGUGACAGACAAGGUGGUUGCGAGGCAGACACAAGGCUGCCUGGGCUGGAUGGAGGCCAGGACCAUGUACAGUAACAGACAAUGCAUUCAGGAGCGAUAGAUUCAGGACCAUGGACAGCAACUCUGUUGUUGAGUGCAGAGGGAUAAGUUGCUUCAGCACUGGCUUAGUGCAAGUGCCAGAGUCUAGCUUGGAGGAACAAGGCUGAAGACCCGCUUUCUGGGUGCUUACAGCAUGCCCACACCCAUCCAAGGACCAGUGUAGUUAAUGUCUAGUUAUGUCCCCAAAUGCAUUUUACAAUCAGAAGGUGAGGUGGUGCUUGCCAGAAACCACCACCCUGGGUGACUGUGGAGGUAUGAAUUCAUUUCAAGGAGUCUUGAUGAGAUCUCUUUCCUUUUUUGUUGUCGCAUUGGCCACUGGAUGGCAGCAUCAAACAAAGAACGGGAUAAUAAAGCCAAGAGCCAGAACAUAACUCUGGUGGGGUGGGGGGAGAGCUUCCUUCACCCCUGGAUAUUAAGGGCUUCCCUUCCUCUCCCCCAUAAUUCGAAGCACUGCUCUCCUGCUUGCUGCACUUAGGGACACAAAAUCCUUUUCUCUCCUACUGAGCCGGUAGUAAGCCUCAGUGGGAGGAACACAUCAGCAGGAGAGAAACCAACAGUAGGAAGAGCACUUUAAAUCACUCUCCACGGGGCAUAUCUAGUCAUAGUCAUAAUCUGGUUCAUUUGUCAAUCUGCACUUUCUGCAAGUACAUUGUGUGCUGAAAGCUGUUCGUGGAACGCAGACCAUUAAAAAUAAUUCAUAGCACAAUAGCUUUAAAACAUAAUAACGCUACAAUUUAUUUAGCAAAAUUUAUAGAGAUUUUUAUUUUUUGACUUAACUGUUCUAUAAACAGUUUACAUGACCUUGACAUUUCAGCCAUUAGCAGUUCAUUUUAAAGCAAGAGCGUUGAAGACUAUCUCCUCUCCCUGCAAAUUAGGCGGAGAUUCCCCAACUCCCCCCCCCAGCCAACCCACCACCCCCAUUCCAAGACACGUCAAAAGACACAAGCAUCUUUUAUCUUGGAGACAUGAGCCUGCCCCACCUUGCUGAUCAUUUGAGCCUAGGGCACCGGUGUGUGCCAAAUGUAUGCUCUACAGUUCCCCUUAUCUCCUCCUACAAAGUCCUUCUGAAAAUGGAAAAAGCAAAUCACAGUGGGCUCCCCCGCCUUGUCCUCCCCAGCGGAAGUGAAACAGAUGGCGAGGCAAGCGGCUUCCGGGCAGCUUGGCCUUCCGCCCCAGUAUCGUCUUGGUGAAUGGACAUCGGAGAGCGAUGGGGAGAGCAUCAAGGAUGCCUUCUGGAGCACCAGCAGCAAGGAGAGACUCCGGUUCCACCAGUGGAACACCGAGGAGGGGAGGCUGCGGGCUGACAGCGGAAUCGGAGACCACUGUUUGCCCUGUGACCACAGCGAAGAAAAUGCCCCGGAAGUUGCGUUGAAAAGAUUUGUGGUACCCGAGAGCCAAAGGACAGACGGUAGGGCUGAGCAAAAAGGCUCCUUCCCUGCAGUUAACCAUCCCGUUCAGAGCUACUGAUUUGGAGCAGGUGGGGUGGGAUAUUUCAGCAAUUUUUCAGAGGCUUAUGUGCAUGUCAAAAUUAUUCCAAAUGUUUUGUAGAGAUGCUGUUGGUGACCCCUGCUUUUUAAACCAAAUAUUAGCUCUGAUGCUUACAGUGCUAUUUUGGAGUGAAGGAGACGAAGGGAAAUGACAGCUGACCUCUCUCUCUCUCACCCACCCACCUACCCACCCAAAUAGCAGAGCUAACAAAUACUUUUUGAAGAAUUUUGGGGGGCCCUUCCCCACAAUUGCCUUUACUUUCUAUGAGUCCCCCCUAGAUUUCCCCCCACCUAAUUUCAAGCAAAUGACCUUGCUUUUGUCUAAACCUUUGACAGAACUUAAAACUGGAUGUCCUAGAUUUAUAUUUGUUACACUUAUAAACCUGUCUGCUUCUUCCAGAGACUGCAAGCAUCUUACCUGUGGUUUUCAAUCCAGGCAGCUUUUAAGUGGCAGGACCUAGUUAGCUUCAGCGGCAGAACUCCUUCAGGAGUUUUCUCUGGGCAAUGUGUGCGCUAAUUGCACCACGCUGAAGUUUAUUGAAGCGCCUUUUUAUGCUGCUGUUUCUCCAGCUGCCAGCAGGCGGUGCAGUUGCUUUACACAGCGGCUCCAAGCCACUCCCUGGCCACUUUCUCCCCCCCAGCCAUGUAUAAUCUUAUGCACCUCUUAUCACGUCCCCCUUCGUUCUCCUUUCUUUCCUAAAACUAAAAAGCCCUAAAUGUUGUAACCUUUCAAAACUUCAAAACAAGUGAAUUAUUAGGCACCCUUACAAAGCAAAUGAUUUACUGGCUUUUUUUUUUUUUUUGCCCGCCCUGUAAAGACUGAUGUUCUUGUCUUUAUGGAAUAGACAUUUAAUUGCCAUUAUCUUCACGGGGCCCCGACAGCUCCUAUUGCUGUUAGCUGAUUUAUUCACUUUUAUAUUCUGUAAGCUGGCCAAGCCAUUCCAGGGACGCCAUUAAUUCUUUGCAUGCUAAUUUCCCCCCACUCUCCAUUUUUUAUUUUCUUGCGUUUCACGUGGAGUUAUAAUUUAUUAUUAGGCAGAGGCAUCCAAUUCCCAGCAAAUGAGGUGCUAACGGAGUGUGGCCUGGCCUCUCGAAAGAGCGCUUCGCUUUCUGUCACCGCCGAGGACCUUUGCCGGGUAGGCACUUUAACCCUCUGCGAUCUCUGGUUCCCCCCCCCAUCCCAAAUCAAAGAUCUGUAUUGCUAUUUAAUAAAUUGAUUAGCUGCCAUAUGAUGAAGCCUAUGGGCCAGGAGCAGUUGCACGUUAAGCUGAAGAAGCAUUCUGUGGGUGGGGACGGGUGGGCGGGCCUUGGCUCAGUGGAAGAGCAUCUGCCUCCAGGCAGGGCUAGGGAUGUCCUCUGCCUGAAUCCCUGGAGAGCUGCUGCCAGUCAGCAUAGAGAACACUGAUCCAGAUCGGGCAAUGGUAGGGCCGGGAAAGAGUUCCCAGAGAGCAGCUGCCAGUCAGGGUAGGCCAGAGAUGGGGAACCUGUUGGAUUACACCUCCCAUAACCCCUGAACAUGCUAGUGCAGGGGCUGAUGGGAGUUGUAGUCCAGAGGGCACCGCCUUAACUACUCUUGCUGAUCUGGUUUGAAAACAUCCAGUGGAUAGUGGUAAUCCUGGCGGUAGGUUGGGUUGGAGAGUCCCAGUACCCUGGGAGUUGCAGGAAUGCUGUACAGUGGUACCUUGGAUUAAGAACGUAAUUCGUUCCGGAGGUCUGUUCUUAACCUGAAACUGUUCUUAACCUGAAGCAGCACUUUAGCUAAUGGGGCCUCCUGCUGCCGCUGCUGCACGAUUUCUGUUCUCAUCCUGAAGCAAAGUUCUUAACCGGAGGUACUAUUUCUGGGUUAGCAGAGUCUGUAACCUGAAGCGUCUGUAACCCGAGGUGCCACUGUAUAAGGUUAUCUAGGCACACAGAGUGGUGAGUUUUGGAGGGUCCGGGUGUCCCCCUAUUCUUGGGCUGGGCGGGACUUCCUCCUGGAAAGCCUGCCAUUGGCCAGGCCACUGGAGAAGCCUCUUCACAGCAGAAGCUGUUCUGCAGAGGCCAGGCAAGGGAGACUGGGACGUGGGCCCUCAGCAAGUGCCUGCCUAACCGUGCUGGUUUUUGGUCGUCGUCCCUACCUGAAGGUUAGGAUUGAACAGUGGCAAAGAGGUUGGUAAUGGAUCGCGUUAUAAAGUGCCCCCCCCCGCUUCUCCACCCAGACAUUUACUUUGAAGGGUUCCCCUGACCCCUCUUAGGAAUUUCCCUCAAGCUCUCCUUGUUACGUCCUGGCGGGAAGCCAGCUGCAGUCCUCUCGGCUAUCUGUCUGCAUUAACAAUUUGUCAGAUAAAAGCUUGAAGUGCUUGGGCUGUGGGAAUGGAAGAUUGGGGGAGCUGUACAUGUAGUUGUACAUCAGUGGUGGGGAAACGUUUUAGGUCUGAGGGCCACAUUCUCUUGGGGGCAACCUUCCAGGGGCCACAUCCCAGUGGCAGGUGGGUCCAAACACUGAGGGAAUUCAGAUGUCUGCGUUUUGCAGUGCUCUUAAUCUAAUCCUGAAAUCUAAUACAAUCAAAGGGAGUAUGAAAAGCCAGUGCGGUGUAAUGGUCAGAGUGUUGGACCAGGACCCAGGAGAGCAAGGUUUGAAUCCCCACUCAGCCAUGAAACUCCCUGGCUGUGACCUUGGAGUCAGUCACCAACUCUUAGCCUCACCUACCUCACAGGGUUGUGAGGAUGAAAUGGGGAGGACAAGAACUAUUUUAGCCACGUUGAGAUCCAUGGAAGAAAAAAGGUGGUAUAUAAAUGUCAUUGAUAAUAAUAAUAAUCAGGGUUUUUUUCCAGCCGAAACUCACAGGAACUCAGUUCUGGUACCUCUCAGGUGGGUGCCACUGCCAUUCCAAGAGAAUGAGGGAGGUGUUCCUAGUGAGUUCCGGCAACUCUUUUUCUAGAAAAAUAGCACUACUGAUGAUGAUGAUGAUGAUAGUGAAAUGUUGUAAAUACAAAUAGCUGUAUCCCUUUAUCAGUGGGACUACAGGAAGCUGCCUUACGCAGAGUCAGACCAUUGGCCCAUUUAGCUGAUUGGCAGCGGCGGCUCUCUUGGGUUUCAGACAGGGAGUCUCUCCCAGCCCUACCUGGAAAGGCUGGGAUUCGAACCUGGUGCCUUCCAUGUGCACAGCAGAUUCUAUAACCACUAAACCACAGCCCCUUUCCCAGAUGGUAGGUUUCUAAUCUUCACGGUUUCCUUCUUUUUUUACGGGCAGUUGGAGGAACUGGGCCCCUCCCUGUCUCCCUCCCUUGAUGUAUCAGAAGAGUUCUUCACUCCUGACGCAGAGUUCUUCUACUGCUCCUCAGUUCCUCCUGAGAAUGCAGAACCGGAGGUAAGAGGAAGGGAGGCAUCGCGUGGGAACGUCUGCCCACAGAGCCCUGGGCUUCCUGGUCACACAACCUGGAGAUGAAGGGUUGUUGCUAGUGGUGGCCUUGUUGUCCAGUGGUCCUCAAGCCUUCUGAUGGGGUGGGUUGGCAGUUCCCGCACCUGAAAAGGUCCAUCUGCUCCUGCCUCCUCAUGGCAGCCAACCAUAUCAGGUUUGUUUGUGCGCUGCCAUCACUGAUGGCGAGCAAAGUCAAGGGGGGGCAGUGUGGUGUCAAUGAACACAAGAGCCCUGUGGGGGUGGAUCAGGCCAAGGCCCUACCUAGCCCAGCACCCUAUUCUUGUUAGGAUAUUUUCGUUCCUCCUUAAAAGGGAGCAGGCUGUUGUGUGUCACAAGCCUGCGUACUUCCUGCUCACAGGAAGUUUCCAUUUUGUAUAUAGCUUUUGUUUCUGUCUGUUACCUUGACACGAAGGCAGGCAGUCAUGUUUUUCCUUUGUUCUGACCAACGCUGAAUAAAGUUGUAAAUAUGCUCUUCUGGGUGCAUCUUCUGUUGCGGAGUCUGCUGCAAGGGCGUGCAUGAGUCCUGGAAUGUGUCUGAGGCUCGUGUCGCUAACUGACUGAUGCUGUUCUACGGGAGACCGAUGGAUCGUCUGGAGAUGCCUGUCUCCCUGGCAGUAUCCCAACAGUUCUCACAGUGGCCAAAUGGAUGCCCUCAUGGGAAAUGCACAAGCUGAGCAUGAGAGCAAGAGCACUCGGCUCACCUGCCAUUCCCAGAAGCUGUCAUUCAGAGGCAUGUUGCCUCUGACAGCGGAGGUGGAGCAAAGCCCUUGUGGAUGUGUCUAAUCCUCUUUUAAAGCCUCCCAACUUGGGGGAAGCCUUCCAUAGUUAAACCAUGCAUGGUGUGACGAAGUCCUUUGCUUUGUCUGUCCUUGAUUCUCCCAGCAUGUCAUCUUUACUGAAUGUCCCCAAAGUAUGAGAGCGGGGAAGAGAAAGAUAUCCUUAUCAACUUUCCCUGCACUGUGCAUCACCCUUUACAUCAGGGAGAACUUUCUAAACAGUAAGAGCCGUUCUACAGUGGAACGGACUCCCUCGUGAGGUUGUGGCCUCCCCUUCCUUGGAGUAUUUUAAGCAGAGGUUGGGCGGCCUUCUUGUCAUGGAUGCUUGAGUUGAGAUUGCUGCAUUGCAGGGGGUUGGAGCAGACGGCCUCUGGGGUCCUGUCCCACUCUAGGGUUUUAUGAUGUGUCUCAGUUGUUUAAGACAGAGCUGGAGAGUCUGUGGCCUUUCUGGCACUGUUGGGCUCUCAAACCCCCGCCAGCUCUAGCCAACCUGGCCAGAAGAUCAGGGAAGGUGAUGGAAGCUUCAGACCUGCUCUUAAGAACCACCCUGCUGGAUCAGCCAAAGGGAGCCAAAUGUCCUGCCCAGGAGCAGAAUUGGCACUCCCCACUUGUGAUUCCCAGAAGCCCUUGAAAUUCAGAGGCAGUGGAGGCGGAACAGAGACAUUGUUGGUAGUAGCCACUGAGAAUCCUUUCCGCUGAGGAAGAAAUUAAUGGGACAUGAAGAGGUACAGAAAUGAGCAACUAAAGCAAUUAGUCGUUUCCAGCUGAGCAUCCUUAGGAACAUCAGAAGAGACCUGCAAGCUGGAUCAGGCCAAAGGGGGACCCACCUGGUCCAGCUUCCUGCUCUCACAGUAGCAAGCAGGAUCUCUGCUCAACUGCAACACUCUUUCCACUGAUGUCCUGAGGCAGACUCUCUCUGACACCUUUCCUAGUGUUCAACUCUGGAUCUCCCAAGUGGUUUUUGUUGGGCCAGCUCCUUAAUUCCCAGCCGUUUAGAGACUUGGCUCUCUGUUUCCAAGCUUCCCCUCUAGAAACCGAAUCUUUCCUUGUUGUUCUCUUCAGAACUCAACUGCUGUUGAAGAUGAAGACCUGGAAAUCACCCAAGAUAUUUGCAGUCAGGAAGACGACUUGGAGACAUUCCAAGAAAUCUGUGGGAGGAAAGAAUGCCCCACAGACGCAGAGCAACGCAAGUUGAUUUUUAUUACUUUUUUUUUAUUUUUACAAGUUUGUAGUGUGUCUUUGCCAUCUGUCAGCAUGGCUGUCUUUUUCUUCUUAAAGCAGGGAUGGGAACCUUUUUGGUCCUUGCAAAUAUUAUUGGGGCGCCAUCUCCCCUCAGCCCCCAGAUGCAGCACCAACAGUGGUCGGGGGGGGGCGGAGGUUGCUAUCCAGGGGCACCGAUUCCCCACCUCCCCAGCUCUCAAGCGUCGGAAGGCGAAAGGUCUGCUUAAGAUUCCUUGCACGCAGGUUCUUAGAAACACAAGAUUGCGCCUGAGUCCAGCAUCUUGUUCUCACGCUGCCCAGCCAGAUACCUCUGGGAAGCAGGCAAGCCAGACCUGGGCGCAAUGGCAAUUCUCUGCUCCUGCAGUUUCCAGCAACUGGUGUCCAGAAGCAUUGCUGCCUCUGACCGUUGAGGCAGAGCCCAGCCAUCAUGGCUUGUGGCCCUUGAUAGCCUCCUCCCUCCUUUGGGAGCGAGCGCCAGAGUUGGAACUCUGCGCUGCAUGUAGAAGUCCUUCCUUUUAUCAGUCCUGUUUUAUCAGGCAGGAUUAUGUUUGAGGUGCUUUGAUCUCUCUCGCACAUAUGUACACACUGAGAAGCCUAAGCGAGCCGGGAGCGGGGAGCGCUGUCUUCUGUAUUCCACCAGGCUUCUUACCCCUGUAGCGCCACGGUUAGAAAAUCUUAUUAUCUCUAUCAACAUCCAUGACAACCCAUUGCUGAUUCAGCAACCCUGUGCAUUUGAUUUACAAGAGCCGGCUGGGGGAUUGAAUUAGAUCCCCCCCCCCAUUUUCCACCGGGGGGGGGCGGGUAGCUUCGUACAUCUGCUCCAACAUUGGGUUGCUAUUCACUGAGGAUCUGUAAAUAUUUCAGCACCCCCAGGAGCUUGGGAUGUGUUUAUUAAAAGGAGCGGAGAGGAAAAGAAAGAUCUCUUUAAAAACACAUUUAUCUUUGCCAACUGCUGAAAGCCAUGAUUUCCUUUUCAGUAGCUUAUGUCGUUCUCUCUCCCGCCCCCCAGCACCCACCCACCCCCUUGCAACCCCCGCGAUGCCCCCAAUCGAGCACAUUUUGUUAUUUGCGUUUAGGAGGAAAACUAUUUCCCCACUGCGGCGCAGAGGCGAAACAUCUCCCUAGCAAGGCGCCAGGGGAGGAUUUGUUUACACCUGCAGCCAGGUAGGAAGCGUCCGUCUGCCGGGCUGCCACUUCAGACGUAAAUUAGGUUGUGUGCUUUUUUGUUAUUAAUCCCACCAGCUCGGUGCCCCAAGCGAGUUGCCAGGUGUGCGUGUUAUGUAAAUGGAGAUUUCUGUGCACUCCCUAGCAAGCGAAAACAUUUGCAAUCAUCUUUAUAAGCCCCCGACAAAACUUAGCUUUUUACGCUGUUGUUGCCACUUCUCGGGUUUUGCCUAAUGAAGGAGUUGCAAUUAGAAGGGGGGCGGGUGGAGGGGGAGAAAGCUGAGCAUAGUAAUUAACGCAUGCCUCCACUGAAACAGCAUAAGCUUAAAGAAGCUGAAGCCUGGAUCCAGUGGACCGUGGGUUUGUUUCUCCAAGUUUUUAUUUCUAAUUUUAGGAGCAGGUGCACUGUGAAAACUACUGGACGUGUUGUGUAAUUAAAUUCUUAGGCAAAUAAAUGUUUCCUGCCACCAUGAGAUCUAGAAGCAUGAGGAGCUUUACUUUCUUUAAUGCCAGUCUGCUCUUACUACAUUUUAUCCCACUCCUCGGACCCAAACACCAUGUCCUUUCCUUUUACCCACUUCGUAUCAUAACAUUGUGGAGUUGGCAGGGACCCCCAAAGGACAUCUAGUCCUGCAAUCCAGGAAUUACAGCUUGAAUAUUGCGCAAUAAUUGCUUUCCGAAGACCUGUCACCUCCUUGCACAAAGUCCACUUAAGUUGAGUUAAGUUUGUCAAGCGUUAGUUCCAAUUGGUUUGCCGGAGGUUAUACGAUGUUGCAUCGGAGCUGGUGUUUAUCCUGCCCUUCCCAAUGUGCUUUCUGGUUUUAUCACAGAAAUUCCAGGUGUUCCCCCUCCCUGCCCACGGAAGUGUUUUUGUUGCACAAGAGGACUAGAUCUACUUUCUUUGUUCAGCCUUAAUCUGCUAGCAUUCGAUUGAAGCCUACCUGGAAAACAGCAGCAAUCUGGAAGUCUCUCUAAUAUAACUCCCGGUAAACUUAGCAUGGUCCAAUCAGGUUGAACACUGAGGAAGAAGAGGUUGCAUGGAAGCAACUUUGGUUUACUCCAGAAAAUUCCCUUGCAACACACACACACACACACACAUAUAUGAAAAUCUCCCUUUUAUGUCACUUCACUCCAAGAGAAUCAGUUAACACCUGCCCCCGUAUACCUAUUUCCCCCCCCAGCACCGGAACUACGCAGUUUGUGAGGCCCAGCAAGGCACCAGGAGAGUUCAAAGAGAAAGAAGUGUAAGUGCUUGAUGUCGCUGGGUUGUUGUUGUUUUUGGCUUUUCAAAAAUAUUUAUUGGUGCAAAUACAUGCCACUCAGAUCUGAGCUUCUGGAAGAAAGCAGUACAAAGAGAAAGCAGUCUCUUACCAGUAACAGAAAUAUUUAAUGAAUGCAGCAAAAGAACAAGUAGCCAUUCUCGGAAUGCACUUCCCUCUAGUCACUUCCGUCCUCCCAUCUCCUAACCACCUGAUUUCUCAACCACUGAGCCUUUUGCAAAGCCACCUUAUCUAAUCUCUUAGCCUUGGGACUGAGAAGCUGCACAUCUUCUGGUGAGAGACAGCCUGUUAUCUCACUGUCUUCCCUUUCUUCUCCUUGCUGUUCACCUCCCAGUUCUGCCCAGCUAUUACCUUCCAAACUGUGACCCUCGGCAAACCGUUGUUCCAAAUCAACACUACUCCACUGCUCCUGUGGAGUUUCAGGAUCCUGGCCAUGAGCAGGGGGAGGGGUAGGCUCCCACCAUUCCUCAUCAGAGUUGUACUCCUCAGCCUGGUCUCUUGACAGUUUCAGACAGGAGACCUGGCUGAGGACAUCUGGGAUUGAACCUGGGACCUUGGGUGUGCGGAGCAGAUCCUCUACUACAGAACUACAGCUUAUGCUGAGUCAGAUCUUUAGUCCAUCCAGCCCAGUACUGUCUGCACUGACAGGCAGCAGCUCUCCAGGGUUUCAGACUAGGGAUGUUCCCAGCCCUGCCCAGAGACGCCGGGGAUAGAACUUGGGACCUUCUGCUUGCAAAGCGGGUUCUCUGCCCCUGGUUCAGUACAAAGCAGCUUCUGGUUGUUCCUAAGACAAUUCUUGGAGAGGCUGGACCCCUCACAGGGCCCAAAGAUGGCAUCUGAUGACCUAUUCAUUCCCAGCAUGGUUGUGGCAAAUCAUCUACCUCUUGCCUCUGCCUUGUUCAGGUCACUCAUCGAUAUUCAGGACUUGUCCAGCAUCAUCUGCGAGGAGACGUUGAAGGCAACGCCAUACGCAACCCCCAGAAGCAGUCACUCGCCCAUGGAUGCCAGCACUCCGCUUAGCCCAGGUAACAGGUGAGGGAUGGAGGAGGUGGGCCUUGGCUGUCAAUCUCAGGUGCUAAUCCCCAGCCCCUGCACUGAUUGAGAGGACUGCCAUUGUGCUGCAAGAAACAGAAUUCAGUAAUCAAGAGCUUCUGCGAGCCUUGAAGCACUGGGCCUAUACAAGAGGCUGCCUGGUGCAUCUCUGCAUGAGCUGUUCAUAUAUAUUAAGCAGUAUAGAGAUGGUCAUACAAAAUGGAUCGGCUGCUCUGGACAAUCUGCCUCUGCAGGCUAUUUUGCAGCAGCUGUGUCAGGAACAUGUUCAGUUGCUUCUGCUGCUGAGACACAGUGGAAUUACUCACUCUUUUAGUAAUGGAGGGGGGAGGCUGCCUGUUGUUUCCCUGCAUAAGUCACUGUUGUUGCCUCCCAGUGUUUCAGGUAAGGAGAUGUAGCUGGAACAUAGACUCAAGCAGGAACAGGAACUGAAUUUCUCUGAAUGCAACUAGACCUUGCUGUUGCGUGCUUUAAAAGCUAAACCUUUGGUGUGGGUGGGUGUGUUAAAGAGGGGAGUGGAUAUUUUAUUUAGGUGGGUGCCUUAGCCAUCUGGAGUUCGGGAAGCCCUGAUCCUGGGGUUCAGCGGUGCUGUUAAAUCACUUAGAUUAGGGGUGAGUAAAAUGGCUUGAGAGGUUUCAUGCCACAUUGUCUCCCUGGUUUUUUUUCAUCAUCCUGGGGUCAAAAUUUUGCUGUCGGGAACACAUUAGAAAUGUUCCCAUAGGAGUCAAUGGAAAGUGCUGACUUGUUAUGCUAACGUUGGCCUGACUGACCAUUUCCUCAGAACAAAUUAUGUUCGGAUAGCAGGACUUUGUGUACAUGUCCCUAGAAAAACCUCUGAGUUGUCCAUGGCUGAAACAUAAGCAACUGGACAAAAGUGCCCAGUUUUUGCCUCUGGCCACACCCACCUCUGGCAUUUGGCCCCUGAAAGGUUGCCCACGGGGGAAUGCAGCCCUUGGGCUGAAGAAGGUGGCCUUUUGUGACUUUUUGCUGUGUGGCAAAAAAAGGGGGAGGUGUUCUUACAGGGCUCCCCCUCUCACUAUGUUUUGCCAUGUCUUUUCAGCACAGGCGCCGCCCAGGUUUUCCUCCACCAUCACGAAGUACAAGGACUACUGCGUGACAAUAGACACGACAGGCUGGGGGAGCCGGGAGGCCUCCCUGUUGGGAUUCAGCACCUUUGCCACUGCCUGUGCCCAAGGGAAGAUCGUAGAGUUGCCCCCCACCCUCCAGCAGCCGUCAGACGCAGUCUCCAAAACGGUGAGUUGAAUUGUGGCCAGACCCACAGGGCAUGUGGGCUUCCCUCCUUCCCAACACAUAAGAAGAACAAGUUGCAAGAGAGAAGUUGUUUGCAACCGCAGCUCAGCUUUUGAACGCGUGCUUCAGGGCUAUGUCACUCAGCGGUGGAGCAUGAUGUGUUCUGCAUGCACAGGGUCCCAUGUUCAGUCCUAGGCCUCUCUGGGGGGCUGGGAAUCAUCCUCUCCCCUGAAACCCUGGAGAGCCACGGCUGCCUGUCAGUGCAGGCAGCACUGAGCUAGGUCAGCUGAUGGUCUAGAUCUGCACAAGGUGCAGUUAACAAUGAAUGCAGUCAAUAUAAUGAUAUAACUGCAUGCCAGGCAGAAAAGUGUUUCUCCCUUAGAAUACUAGAACUUGUGGAGCCUCAAUGAAGCGGGACAUUGGAAGAUCCAGGACAGAGGAAAGAAAAUCCUUCCUCAUGCAGCGCGUAGUUAAACUGUGGAACUCCUUGCCACAGGAGGCAGGGAUGGCCACCAACUUGGAUGGCUUUAAACGAGGAUUAGACAAACUCAUGGAAGAAGAGAGGGCUCUGGAUGGCUACUAGCCUGGAUGCCUCCAUGGUUGGAGGCAGCGAUGCUUCCGAAUACUAGUUGCUGGAAGCCACAGGAGAGCAGAGGGCUCUUGUGCUUUGGUUCUGCUUGCAGAUUCCUCAUUAAAGGCUUUGAGUUAGCCACUGUGAGAGAAGGGGGCUGGACUAGGCAGGCCAUUGGCCUGAUCCAGCAAGCUGUUCUUAUGAGGUUUCCUGAAUGAGUAUAUAGAGAACAAGAAGACCCAAAGUAUGAAAAUAUGCUAUGCUAUCCUUGGAUAUAGCAUGCAUAUAUUUUUAUAUAUAUAUAUAUAUAUAUAUAUAUAUCUCAAAAUGAGGGGGGAGAGAGAAAGAAUUAACACCACAGGUAGGAAAAUAACUGUAACAUAUAAUAGAAGACAAAGCACGGGCUGCAGGUCUGUCUUUGGGGAGAGUUUUGACAGCAAACUCCUUCUUGGAAUGUAGCCCAUUUCUUCCGUCCAUCAGUGGCUAAAGGAAAAUCUUCAGCCACAGCAGCUGCUUUCUUGUUGAUGUGUCGUUCACUACAGAUAUAACCUAAUGUUAUAGAUCAUAUCCCUUUUUUGUUUUUCAAAACGCACAAAUAAUGUACAUUUCCUGAGGAUGCAAAUAGGAUAUUCCACACAAAGUGCGUUCUCCCACUUUUCCCAGUGGCGAAAACAGCAAUAACCGCUGCUUCCACAAAACAUAACUUUAUAGUAGCUGGGAACCUGCUGCCUCAUGUGACUAAUCAGAUAAGUCAAACUUGUUGUUGAGCCAGUCAGGGCUUACACAGAGUUCAGAGUAAAAAUCCAGUUUCCCUCCUACCCAGGCAACUGCAGAAAGAAUCCAACUACAAUAAUGCAGUUACCCCAUCAAGAUUCCUUUGUGUGUGUGUGCUGCAGUUUCAUCAAUUUCGUGUUGUGUGCUGUCGCACAUCAAGAAAUCUAAUUGGGCGGGGUGGGGAGACAUAAACUGAAAAUGGGCAAGCUUCACCCACCCUGAAGCCGAUCUUUGAAACACUCCGACUUGAACUGAAAACCAGGUGUGAUGUGAAACUAUAACUGGAGCAUGGAAUGGGAAAUCCACUUCCUGCUGGUUGUUGGGGGCCAUUUGCUAGUCCUAAGGGGGACCCCUAGGAAACACCCAAACUCGCCAAACCUCGGCACCAGCCUUGCCCUUAAGAGUUUGGUCUUUGUUUUAGCACAGCUUUUCUUAAAAUGUCAAGAAAGCCUCCCAAGAAAACCUCAGAAAGUGAUGUAAUAUGCCCACGUUUGUUAAAGCAACAAGCAGUCGGGGAGACAUUAUCAGUUCUGUGGUGUCAAACAGCCCUUGCUCUGUUCUCUCAGCGCAUUUCCAAGGCAACCUCAGCCGGUCCCCUUGAUCUGUGUUGCUGCAGCUCUUCCCCUCCAUUAUCUCCCCUGCCAUUCAAUAGAAUUCUAAGGAGCUGCCGAGUUCCCCCUGUGCCCCCCCCUCGCCUGCCCGCCCGGUUGUCAUUCAUCGGCAGGGCUGUUGCUGCUUCUAGACGAAAAUUGGAGGUCACCGAACCACAACAGCAGUCGGCAGGUCACUGCCGCCUACUCAGGGACUGGCCAGGCAGCCAGCCGGUGCUUAUUAAACUCAUUAGGGGCCGCAGAUUCAUCUUGGCUGGAGUCUCCGUGCAGAAUUCCAGACCAAGGAGGCCAGGCUGGAAGGAUAAAUGACUAGAGGGAGUUUUCCCUUUAAUCAACUGCUUCCCUCCCACGGAAAAGGGGGGGGGGAAUGUUUUUCGCAAUUAGGCAAGGGCCAGGCAUGUUCCCUCCCCCAAAAACAUGACCAGCUUUGCUCAUCAGUCAGCAUGGCACGAGAAGCUUUUGUAUCCCCUAGUGUGACUGAGCGGGGAGGCAGGGAGUAAGGACAAAUUAUUUUCACUAAUCCGGAGAAGGGCCAUAACUCAUAGGCAGAGUGCGUGCUAUGCAUGCAGAAGGUCCCGGGUUCAGCCCCCCAGAAUCUCCAGGUGGGGCUGGGAGAAGCUCCCUGUCUGAAUUCCCGGAGAGUCGCUGCCAGUCAGUGUUGGCUUAGCGGGGGAGGUUGAAGGAGCUGGCUAUGCCAAUCAGCCUUGCAAUAUGUGGCCCUGCCUCUCCAGGGCAGUGAGGGGGGGGAUGUUGGCCCCCUCUUGUCAGUAUGCCUCCUGCUUGUCUCCCUGCCCCCAUGGGCAUUUACCAUAAGCAACUGAUGAUCUUUUUUCAUAAUUCUCUAUAAAGCUAUUUUCAUAGUACUUUGUUCAGCCAGGAAGUGCAAAAGCUGGUAAGUAACAUAAGUUUUUAAGGGAAACGGGUGGCGCUGUGGGUUAAACCACAGAGCCUAGGACUUGCCGAUCAGAAGGUCGGUGGUUCGAAUGCCCACGACGGGGUGAGCUCCCGUUGCUCGGUCCCUGCUCCUGCCAACCUAGCAGUUCGAAAGCACGUCAAAGUGCAAGUAGAUAAAUAGGUAAACGGGAAGGUAAACGGGAAGGUAAACGGCGCUUCCAUGCGCUGCUCUGGUUCACCAAAAGCGGCUUAGUCAUGCUGGCCACAUGACCCAGAAGCCGUACACCGGCUCCCUCGGCCAGUAAAGCGAGAUGAGCGCCGCAACCCCAGAGUCGGCCACGACUGGACCUAAUGGUCAGGGGUCCCUUCACCUUUUUUAACCUAAGUUUACCUGCAAGAUCACCUGAUGCUGUGUAGUCUGCUUCAAUCUGCAGAGCAGGCACUGGUCACAGGUGCCACAAAGCACUCAUUCCACGUUUGUAAGAAAGUAAUCUUUUAGCGUGGCAGCAUCCACACUUUGGAACUCCCUGCUUAUUGACACGAGGCAGGUGCCUUCACUGUACCCCUUUCGGCACCUGCUAAAAGCAUGUAGAGUCGAAAGGGACGACAAGGAUCAUCUAGUCCAACCCCCUGCAAUGCAGGAAUCUUUCGCCCAACAUGGGGCUCGAACCCACGAACCUGAGGUUGAGUCUCGCACUCUUACCAGCUGAGCUAUCUUGUUUUUAAAUGGAUGUUUUUACUGAUUUUAUUGUUCUUUUCGUAAACUGCUUUGUGUCUUCCCCCACAAGAUUCAAGGGGUAUAUAAAUUGUUGGCAAUAAAAUAAAUAGAUGACGCUUCCAGCUGCAUAUUACUCCAGGAGAGCAGGGUGUGUGGACCAAGUGAAUCUGUACCAAAGUCCACAAUUCCUUUAAGCACACACCCCUGUUUCUGACGCAGCCAGGGUUAAUUCUGAUCCAAGGAAAAGGGAGCUGGGGCCUCCCUUGUCGAUCUUAACACCUUUAAAAAAACAAAACUCUGAGCAUUUAUGUUUCACAGGGUGCCUCUUCGGAACCCCCUGGCGUACAGUUGCACCUUCAGAGGGGUCAGAAAGAAUUGGAGGCUCCCCCUUCUGCUCAGGAGAGCCAGCUCCAGGAAGGUAGGGCAGGCAGCGUGCAGAUUGAGGGCUCAGCCUGAGUCUCAGUGCAAUGUUUGGAGACACCCCGUUGUUGAAACAAUGGCUACCAGCCCCUACUAUGUAUUUAUGCAUCUUCUUCCAUUAAGGCAAUGCACAGGAUAAACCUAGUUUAACCUAGAGACCUACUUAUCCUGUGGGGGAAAGCUUGUUGAUGGCGAUGUUAUACCUCCACUCUUGGAGGCAGUGAAUCCCAGUUCCUGAGAUUGCUGCUGUUGCUCUCAGGUCCUGCUUUCAGCCUUCUCCUUGGGGGCAUUUGAGCACAGUGAGAACUGAGGAUGCAUUACCAGAUGUGCCCCAUUUGACCCUGAUCCAGCAGCCCAGCCCUUCUGAUGUUCUGAACUCUCUGUGUUCUAUGGGCUUCGCCAGUUUGCUUAACUUUGCCCUUUGCCCUCCCACUUGUAAAUAUUUUAAUGGGGCAGCAAAAGAUGUAAUCUAGUCACCCACCUUUCCAUCUGUUGGUUCUUCACACAUGCAGGAAUAUAACGUCCCUUCCACCACACACCACCUCAUCAGCAGCCCCUAAAGGCCCACCGAACUCAGCUCCCUAAAUACUACAAUUUAUAAAAUGCAACCCAAUUCAGAUGUGCGAAUAAAUGCAAAUAAUGGAGCACGACAGCUGCCCUGAUGCUUUGAAAAUACAGUGGUACCUUGGUUUAUGAACUUAUGAUCUGUUCCGGAAGUCCGUUCUUAAACCGAAACCAUUCUUAAACCAAGGUGCGCUUUCCCUAAUGAGGUCUCCCGCCGCCGGUGCCCUUCCGCCAUUCGGAUGCCAUUCUUAGAGCGAGGUAAAGUUCUCAAACCAAGACACUCUUUCUGGUUUUGUGGAGUUUGUGAACCAAAUUGUUCUUAAACUGGACUGUUCUUAAACCGAGGUACCACUGUAGAUCACAAAACCAUUCCUGGAAGCUCCUUCGAAGUUGCCAGUGCGGUAAAGUGUAAUUUCAAUUUUUAUAGAAGGCGCAGGCUGGAUCGGGUGUCCAUUGCCAGAUCUUGAAACUGGCUGAGCUAGGGAUUGUUUGGCAAAAACGCUCCAGAAUAUCUCCAGCUCUUUGACUUAUCCUAUUAAUGCUCUUUUGAUGCCAGUGAUUCCUGAGCAAGCAGAUCCAGAAGAUCAAGAAAUAAAGCUGGAGGAGUGCAAAGCUGAUGGCAGCCUCUGGAACAAUGACACUUUGUGUCUAGAAGAAGAUACAGACAGGUACACAGCAAGCUUCUAGAACUGGGGUGGGUGGGUGUGAGAGAGAUUAAUUUUGCUUCAGUCCAGCAAGAUGGGCUCUUUCCAUUGCCAAUUCCCUGAUCACUUAAGGCAGAGGUGUUCAACCCUUUUGAGUCCACGGCUCCCUUAACCAACUGCAUUCUUUCUGCGGCACCCCUGUGGGGCUCAGGAGCCCAGUUCUGUCACCCCCUUGCCCGCAGAGCUGGCAGCCUCUCGCCCUUUUCUGAACAACCCCCUUGCGGAGUGCUCCCUCAGCCUCCUCUCCUCUCCCCUCCGGGCAGCUGCUGCCACCGUCCCUGGUCUCUGAACUGCCCUCCCGCGCCAAAGAGGUGCUUACUCUCACUGCCCCACAGGGGCCUGGGACUUGUCUGUCCAUUCCCAACAGUGAGGGCUGACGGACUGGCUGGCCGGGCUUUUCUGAGUCUGCUUCAGCUCCUGGCUGAAGCUCCAGAGGCACCAUUCGCCAGCUCCAGAGGCACCAUUCGUCUGCAGAGCUUAUAGCCAGGGCUGCUGCAAUAAACAUCUGUGCAAGCCUUCAGGAGGCAGAGGUGCGAGAUGGCAUCAGAGGAGGGAGGGAAGGAAAGAGGGAUAGAGGCCAGUGUUGCCUGCAGCACCCCUGACCAUCAUUCAAGGCACCCCAGGUUGCCAUGGCGCACUGGUUGAAAACCACUGACUUAAGGAGCCCAAUCAGCCUUUUAAUGCUUCUGCUGUUGUAAAGAAGUAGUGCUGAAUAAAGCUUUGCCUCCACCUGCCGAAAGCUUGCGGAGAACCUUUGCCCGGCACUUCACUGCGUUCCAGAGUUCUUAAAUCAGCUCUGCAGCAUUUCUCUGCAGUUGGGUAAAGGUAAAGGUAAAGGGACCCCUGACCAUUAGGUCCAGUCGUGGCUGACUCUGGGGUUACAGCACUCAUCUCGCUUUAUUGGCCAAGGGAGCCAGCGUACAGCUUCCGGGUCAUGUGGCCAACAUGACUAAGCCACUUCUGGCGAACCAGAGCAGCGCACGGAAACGCUGUUUACUUUCCCAUCAGAGCAGUACCUAUUUAUCUACUUGCACUUUGACGUGCUUUCGAACUGCUAGGUUGGCAGGAGCUGGGACCGAGAAGUGGGAGCUCACCCCGUCACGGGGAUUAGAACUGCCGACCUUCUGAUUGGCAAGUCCUAGGCUCUGUGGUUUAACCCACAGCGCCACCCAUGUCCCUGCAGUUGGUUACUUGAAUGCAAAAGUCUUACAAACUGGUUUUCUAGCACGCCUCCCCCCAAAUAAGCGUGCAUACAAUUAAAAUAAAGAUAAAACAACACCCAUCAGAACUGCAAUGUUCAGAAUUCAAUAAGUUACAAUUCAACGGGGUGUGGGGGGCAGCAUCAUCUCAUUGAUAAAGCACCUGCCUUGCAUGCAGAAGACCUCAGGUUCAAUCCUCAAUGGCAUUUCCAGUUAGGGGGAGGGAGAGACUCCCUGCCCGGCAUCUUGGAGAGCUGCUGCCAUUCAGGGUAGAAAAUGCUGAGCUAGGUGGACCCAACAAGUCUUGUCUCUGUAUAAAGAAGAUUCCUGUGUUCAUAAUAAUAAAACAAACCUUGUUAGCAUAGCAGCAAGGAUGCAGAGUGAAAGAAGCAGAGAAGCCAACAUUCAAUGUCAGCCAGCGAUGAAGGGCAGUAAAAAAGUGCAUUGAAAUUCUUUCUUCAAACUCCCUUUGCAGGCCUAAUAACCUUGAGUGGUAUCAGUAAAAGGCAGCGAUAGAGAAAAUGGUUUUCUCUCUCUCUCUCUCUCUUUCUCUCUCUCUCCCUCCCCCCUCCCGUGUCUCCACCCCACCAAGCACCCAGCCCUUCAACAUGCCAGCAUCCUUUCUAAUAAUCUGGAUUUUGGGAGCAUGUGUUUCCUUUUCUUUUGCAGGGCUCACUCAAGCCUUGAUGAUGUUUUGGAAGCUGUCCUCAGGCCAGUUGCCGACAGUCGCAACCCUCGUGCAGAGCCAUCAGCCCCCAUCAAGAGGUUAGUGAAGUGACUGACAACCCAUUCGUAUCACCCAAGAAAGACUGUUCUCUGCUUGUGACAAUGAAGGGAUGUCAGUGGAGCUGGAAAACUGACUAGUGCCAGAAGCAGCAGCAUAUUAGAAAGCGCUGGACAGAGAUCCCACACUGAUGCUCGCUAGCGGAUUGAGGUGGAUUGAGAAAAAGGCAAAUGUACCUGGCAGACUUAAGGAUAGGUCUGUACCAGCUUGUUUCUAUACUGCUUGGCUCAGUGCAGACAUAACAGUAGCUCAGAGGUGGGAGAACUUGCUGAAUAUUACAAUUCCUUGAUCCUUGUCCAAGCUGUCUCGGGUUGGUGGAAGUUGGAGUCUAGUAACAUCUGGAGGGUCAUUGAUUCUCUCAGCUUCCUGCUUGAAAACUCCUCAUGCAGCGGCUUAAUCAAUGGCUUUAUUAACCAGGAGCAAACCAUGCUCUCCAGCUGCAGUUUCUUGUUGGUUUAUAAACUGUGGUUAAUGUUAACUAUGGCUUAGCAUUACUGGUGAACACAGACCUUAUAAAUAACACUGAGCUAAAGGGAGCAAUGGACUUGGUGUAAACUAAUUCUGCCCACAGUGAACUUAUUGACGUUAGUCAUGUGCAUUAACUUCAGUGGGUCUACUUUUAGUAGGACUAGCAUUGGCUGCAACCCUAUGACCCUAACCUGGAGAAGGGCCUCCCAUGAAGAUCUCAAGGCCCAGGCAGGUAUAUAUACAGGAGAAGGUGAUUCUUCCAAGUAGACAUGGAUGAAACUGUUGACUUCUGCUCUCAUGGGUUUUCCUUUUCCCAUUCUAAAAUUCAAUUCUCCACACUUCAACAGCUAUUGGUAAUUAUUAUUAUUAUUAUUAUUUAAUUAUUAUUAUUAAAAGCUUAUGAAAAUUUGUAAGUAUUCCGGUGUAGGUUUCUCCAAACUAUGCAUUUUUGAAUGCAAUUUUUAACUAAGGUACACAUUUUUACAAGCAGUCUUUCUAACUGUAUUGCAUCACUGUGUAUUCCCCCACAAAUACCUGCCUUUAUAUGCACACUAUUUUUUCUACCUAUCAUUUGGUUGGAGAACUGCGCCGCAAAUUUCACAGAAGGAUGAAUUUUGAAGGCUACCUGGGUUUCAUUUCUCGUGCUGUUUCAGAAAGGGCUGCUUUUGUAGGUCCACCUUUAAAAUUGUUUCCAGAAGAGCCGAUUGGAUAGAUGCCAUUAAAAACGGGCCGCACCCCAAAGCUGCCCCUGACACAACACCUCUCUGUCCCCUAAGGGAGCCAAGCCACGCCCAUCACGGAAACAUUGAGAUGAGGGACGGAGCAGAGGACAGCUUCAGCGAAUCGGAGGGUUCUGCCGAGAAUGUUGAAGGUCUGUCUUGAUCCAUAAAAGAAACAUGGAACCGUGACCCUGCAUUGUGUCUUUUUAGUGUUCUUUUUUUUUCAAGUGUUGAGUUCGAAACCUCACCAAGCUCAAAACAAAUCAAAUCUAAUGGACAAGAGGUCCAUCAAUGGUUACUGGCCAUGGUGGCUUGUGCUCCACCUCCACAGUUGCUUUCAAAUGCCAGUUGCUGGAAACCACAGGAGGAGCAAAUGCUUUUGUGCUGAGGUCCUGCUCCUGGUUUUCCACAGGCAACUGGUUGGCCACUGAGAGCAGGGCACUGUGUGCGCUAGAGAGGCCUUUGGCCUGAUCCAGCAGGCUCUUAUGAACGAUGAAGGGGGAGAACCAGGUUUAUGCAAGUGUGACCCUCUUUGCAUGGCGAGUUCCUGCCUCCCCCCAAGGAAAUAAAGACACAGGACACAAGAAUUCUGGUUAAUGGGUCGAAUUAGGCCACAACUUUAUUGAGUACAGGAAUUGAGCGGUAUUGGCUUAGGCAUUGGUCCUAACAACUAACCGGCAUGAAGGCCGGUAAGGGUUAACCACCAGUGGGAGGAGUCCUGCUGAGGCACAUCAACUAGGACCUCCCCCGGUGUCACCGCGUGGGGGCGUGGCGUAGGCCCACACCUGCUUAGGCUUAGGACAAGGCCACGCCCCCCAGAAUCCUUUACUGGACUACCCUUUGUUUGGGGGAAGGUGAUGGUGCUCCUUCCCACCCUUCAUCUGCAUAACAAUAGAUCAAUACCCCCACCAAUGCCUAACCGCCAAUACCGAGGAGUUGUGAUGGUUUGCUACGAGGUAGGCGAAAACCAAAUGGCUGGAGCCAAUCUGCCAUUUGGAAAAAUUCCUACCAGGCCCCUUGACGGCGACCGGCCGAAGUUCAUAGCAACGUCAGACAACCUGCCUAAAGGGUGGGAAGGGAGGGAAAAACCAAGUCCGCUGCAGCGAUAGAAAGAGGGGGAGCCUCGGCGGCGCCAGACCUAAAUAGGCGAGGCCACGCUCCCAGCGCCAGCUGAUUGGCUGGCCCGGGGUAUGACGCGGCCAAGGAUUCCCCUUGCUAUCACGGGGGCUGGAGCCAGCCCCCGCGAGUGUGGGGAAGGGGCGUGAAGCCCACAACCCCACCUCCUCCUUAUCUUCAUAAGUAGCUUUGUGGCAAGACCUUUUCAUCCAAAAUGCUUGCUCAGCUCGUUGCGAUGUGAAACUUCUCACUGGUUCCCUUCCCCAAAUAGCGCACACACCCCAAAACCACCCACCCACAUCCACCACUCAGACUCCACUGGAGCAGAAACUCAUCUGCGCCCUGCAAGGCCCCUACCUGGGCCAUGACCCCCAGUAAGCGUGCACUGGGGAUUGGGACCUGGGACCUUCUGCAUACUGAGCAGGUGAUCUGCCGGGGAGUUAGAGCUCCUCUCCUAACCUUGUUAGGCAGGAUUUACAGCCGCCUGCGGAAGAUUGCCUUGCGAGGGAUUAGGCCGACUAUGAAACCGAAGCAGCCGCUAGAAGGAAACCAAUUUUUCACGUCUCGCUCAAAUGUGCCUGAUGCAUCCGUUUGAUAUAGUAGGUGCUUAGGAACAGGAGGCCAGACGCCUCGUUUAUUUUGCAAAAUGGGAUUGCUUUUCAAAACACAAUCUUUUUGGUUAAGCUCAUUCUCCUCCCACACCCUCCCCGGUCCCACGCAAUAUCUAAAAAUCAGUAAAACGGCAUGCUUUUCCUCCUCUCUCUUGCAUAACACAAGAAUGGUGGCAUCGGGGAGGGAGAUGCUGGGAAAGCCUUGCCAGCUGUCCUCUUGAGGCUGCUUGACCAACUUCUUUGUGGAUCUAGAGGGCCCAUGUGCACUGGGAGACCUGGAGGGUAGCCAUCCAACAGGUGUGUAGGCUUCAUGGCCCCGGCAGUCAUUUGCACACUUCUCUCAGUCUAGUCCACCCUGAUAGGGGAGCCUCUCCUUACCAUUCAGAUUCUGACAGGGCGACGGCAUCUCAUUUUUCCUGUGCUUGUUCUGAAGAGAUGAACUGUGUGCAGCCGAGUGCCAAAGCAGGGAUUGAUGCUGCCUGCAGGAACCAAGACUUUCUUUGAAGAAAAGAAAAGAAAAAAACACCACCAAAAACGAAACAAAAACAGCCUGAAGGGUAAAAACAUGAACCAUAUGCUCAAAAGAUAACUUAAUGAACACUGUUAUAUUUUAUACAGGAAUGUGUGAAAAAAAAACAACCUACCACGUUGUGUUAUUUCCGCCAGUGAUCCCUCUCCAGCUGCUUACAAAUAGUCCCCGCUCCACAGUGGGAGGCUGUGCCAUUGCGGUGGGAAAGGGGGCACCGUUUAGCUGACGCAUCCUCUGGGAUCCCCUGAUUUCUGUGGGUGCAAAAACACCUGCACCAAACCCCAGAAGCAGCCUCUGUGCCAGUAUUGACUGUGGGUUUGGAAAGGAGGAGACUCCAGGACCAGAAACCUGUGGCCCUGUGGGUUUUUUUGGUAAUUAAUAAUGCUUUUAUUAAACAAGGUCUCAGAGGUGAGAGGUUUGCUGUGCACCAGUACCCUUUGAGGGGAGAAAAACCACAAAAGAUUGACUUACCAACAGCAAUAAACAAAGAAAUGCAGUCCAUCCUCCUGACCCAUUUACUCCACAAGUCCUGUAGGAACAAAAAGGACUGUGCCUUGCAGAGGCAUCAUCAAGAACAAGCCCCGGCUGCAAUCCUAUGGGUGCUUACAUGGGAGUGAGUCCCCCAAGUAAACAUGCAUAUAUAGGUCUAUGCCGUAGCUCUACAAACUUGGGAUAAGUCACUUGGGGUUCACUUUUGCAUUAAAUGUGGACUGUUGGGGUUGUUAAAUGCUUAACCAAGUGCCCCAGUCUAGUUUUUUUAACCACCACUUUGGCCCUGCAAAGGGGGAUGGUGGAAGUUACAGAGCCAUCUCCCACAUCAUCUCUUUAGGGAAGCUUUUAAUGUUUAGCAGACUACUGUAUUUUAAUACUCUGUUUGAAGCCGCCCAGAGUGGCUGGGGAAACCCAGCCAGAUGGGCGGGGUAUAAAUAAUAAAUUAUUAUUAUUAUUAUUAUUAUUAUUAUUAAUUAUUACCAUGCUGGAGGCAAAGCUUUUAUUUCAACUAAAAUGUAAUCUAAGGUGUGCUUUAAGAAUGAAAUGCACACAUUUCUGCUCUCAUCCAACUAGAAGAGUGACACUGCUGCCCACAUUCAUUCCCUCUCUCUACUCUUUGGGGGAGUGAACGUAGUACUCCAGAUGUUGGACUACAGGUCCCACCUUCCUUGGCUGCUGGGAGUCUACACUUUUCCCUUCUACCAAUUCUGCAAGUCUUCACCAUAGUCCAACGGCAUGUUCCAUUCAGAGACAUCCUAAGUACUCCUUGUUCGUGAAGGACUGCUCCCUUUCAUUUUAAUGGAGAGGCUUAGCAUGUACCUUUCACGUUCAACACAUUCCCUUCUCUUGGGAACUGCAGGAGGGGAAAGUACUCGUGCUUGGGUCAGGUUUCCCACAGGCAUCUGGUUGGCCACUAUGAGAACAGGAUGCUGGACUGCAUGAACCAUUGGCCUCAUCCAGCAGGCUCUCUAUGUUUGUACCUUCAGCCGAGCCACCCUAGGUCUUAAUGCGAUGGGCUGCGUGGUUACUUGAAUUCAAAAGGUAACCAGAAGGAGGUAGGAAUGGAAAAACCUGUCAGUUUCACUGUCUGGACAUUACAUUCCAGGAGUGUGCAAUCUGUGUACACAAAUAGCCGAGUUGUACACCUGCACAGUUAUUUAUACGUAAUGCACAUUCAUUGUCCACUUGGGUGCAUAACUGUAUUAAUCAAUGAAUGAUUCCCACAGGCACUUGCAAAUGCAUGUAAUGUGCAAAUAAGCCUUAUGUUUAUUCUCCCAGUCUGAAAUUUGGUUUGCAGUUUAAAACAAAAGCUCUCGUGGUGAUUCAUCAGCGUUAGACACAUUUUUGCAAACAAUUUCUUUUAAUACAGUGCAUCUUGAUAUGUCCAUCUCCCUGACAUAGACACUUUAUGGACCCUUUUAUCCUAGUAUUUUUAAUAUUUUGUUGGAAGCCAGCCAGAGUGGCGGGAGAUGUGUGUGUGUGUGUGUUAAUAUACAAUUUUUUAUUGUUUUGGGGGAGCUAUACUGUGCAAGUCAGGGAUGUGUGGAUGUUGACAGUUUCAUUUUUGGUUUGCAUAUUGUUCUGGGAAGUUUAACACUGAUUCUCAUUAAAAUGCAAACAGUAAAUGAACCCCCACCCACCCCUCGUAGACCCCUGCAGCGAUUCUUUCUCCUCCUCACCCUUGUUCUCCGAUAAAAGGUCUGAGACCAAUGAGGUGCUUGAAAAUCUCACGGGCAAAGCAACACCCCAUUUACUUCUUUGGGGCAGCUUAGGCUGGAACUCUGUCCGCUCUAUGAGGUUCACUGUUAGCUGUCAACGUGGGAGCCAGUUCUUGUGAUCACCCUGCAGGUGGAAGCUUCUCUUCCUCGCCCCCUGCACCUUUUUGUCUCACUUGAAUUCUUGGAACACGUUUUUAAAGAAUUGAAAGUGACAUCAACCGGCCGAGGAUCCUAGAGGAGGAGAUGCCAGACAGUGUCAGGAAACAGAUUAUUAAGAACAUGUGCUGCGCAAGCCGUCUUGGGAAUGCAGUGUGGGUGGGUUGGUGCAACUCAAUUUAUUCAAUUCUGUCACAAGAUAUUGCUUAUGCCAGUCCAGGAGACUGCCACCUUGUCUGGUGACAAGCCUUGAAUAGACGGAGUUGUCCCUCAGCUCAGCUUGGAACAUGUCAUGAUCACAGCAGUUCUUUUAUAAUGAACUGUUUCCUAGCGCCAGUAGAGUCUUUCUUCCUUACCUGAAUCCUGGAUAAGAAACAAGAAACCCAGGUCUGCCUAGUGGUUGCUGGGUGGCUUUUUUGCACUUUGGUUAGGGAUGGGCGAAUUUGUCAAUUUCAAUUUACCUCUGCUGCUCAUUUUUUCCAGGCUUAAGUUCAGUUCCCCACGCCAGUUUGCAAUUUUUAAAAAAGGACACAGCAUCCACCUCAAAACUAAAGUCUACUUCCACCUCCAUCGCAUGGGUUCUUAGGGCCAUCUUUCCUGCUCUCAUGGAAUAACAGCACUGAGAAAUUUGGAGAAGUGCAAAUUUCAAAGGGUGGCAGCUGUGGUUCAGGGUAUGCAUUGUUUCGGGAAGUGCGAAAUUUGGUGCGUCCACUUUUAAUUGCGAACUGAGCCAAAUUUCUUCUCCGUUGCUACGCCAUCCCAGUGCAGGGACGAACACUGGGCUUUGGGUUCAGAUUAUGAGAAUGGGGGAGAUAAUAGAUUUGGUUUGCCUUGAAAGGUGAAUCUGCCUAAUUCAUACUACUUCCCCUUCAAAUCCACCCCCCGGAAGAGCUGGACGGGCUGUGGCUCAGUGGUGGAGCAUGCAGGAGGUUUCUGAUUCAAUCUUUAUACCUCUGGGGCAGGCUGGCAAACAUCCCCUCUGCCUGAAACCCUGGAGAGCCAAAGUGAGUCAGUGUAGACCAGUGGCUCUCAAACCUUUUCCUCUGGUCCACACUUUUCAGAAUAAAAAUUUGCUCCACGCCGAAUUUUUUAUUGAUAAAAAAUACAUCAGAAACCAAAACAACAAUGAGCAGUGUUUGAUUUAUAAGACGGAACACAACUGUUUUAUAAUAUAAUCACAGGACAUCCAGAAAGUAUGAAACAACGCAGCUACCAAAAAACGUGAGUCGUUUCCAAAAUAUAAACAAGCCUCUUAGAUAUGUACCUUAAGUAUGGAUACAAGCUUAUUGAGAGGCUUGAGCUUGCUUUUGCCUGACAAUCUCCUUUAUAUUAGGUCUAAAUUGAGACAAACACUCAUCUCCUCAUCAAUGCAAUUAAGCCUUUCUCUUUUCUGAUCUUUCAUACUUGUCAGAGUAGAAAAAUCCCUGUUCACAACAAUAUGUGAUGGGGAACUGUGGAAGAAUAGCCAAUGCUCUUGAAGAGAAGUGGGGAUACUGUUUCUGGUUGUAUACCCAAAAAAAGAGUCCUGUGUUUCAUUUUCAAGGUGUGAGCGUGCAAAAUGCAGGCCAUUUCCUCUUCUUCAUUCAAUGUCAGCCCUGAACAGCUGCGGUUCGAAAAGGGGUCUGUAACCUGGUCAAAGUUUUCUGUAGACGACGGUGGGAAGUAAUUAUCAAAUCUUUUUCCACCAGUGUUGCAACAUGUCCCUGUACGAGGCUGCAAAAUUCAUUGCUUGUCUUAAAACUUCUUACCAGUGGGAACAUUCUGAAGUUUCUUUGAAUCUUCCCGCAACACUUGCCAUUGUCUCCUGCCGCACCGUCUGAGAACCACUAGUUUGGAUUAUACUACGGAGUAUAUUUGUUAUUGUAAGGUUGGAUUUGUUGUGUUUAUAAAAGGAAAAAACUAAUUAAAAAUUAUACGGGGAGAAAAAUUGUUUGGACUAUACUGAGCUAGAUGGGGCAAUAUUCUGCCUCUUUCAUAAUUGGCACUCUGUGUUCUAUGGAAGGCAAAUGCUUCCCCACCAAACUUGCAUACCCAGCAUGUGUCAGCACACAGAGAGUGAACAAGCAGCAGAAAGCAUCACUUCCUCACUUUGCAAAUUAUUAGUGACAAAUUCUCUUUUUGUUGCUCUUUGCAAAUUUAACCCCCGUCCCCUUCUUUUCCUCUAGUGAUAGUCAACGGAGCGCUGCUUAACAUUUAAUUAAUUGGAUUAAGUCCUGAUGGUUGUAAACAAAAAGCAGAUGAAUUGUAUUAAUUGGGAGAAAACGAAGCGACCGGUGGCACCAGGCGGGAGUGGGUGGGAGCGCAAGCAUGGCUUUAAAAAGGGGAAAGGCACUCUUAAUUAAUUAAUUUGCAGCAAACUCCUCUCUGGAUAAUUACGCUCAGCAUGGACCCGUCAGUGCAAUUAGCUCCCACUUGUCACUUAAUAUCAAUCUGUUUGGGUUCAGGUGUUCAUGGAAGGCAGGCUCAACAGGAAUCGCAGGGCAUCCUGCCCUAGACCAUGAAUGGCAAGUGAUGAUUUAUUGUCCUCACUUACCCUUCAUGCUCACUUCCUGUUUUCCUACCUAGCAAAGUGAGGGCAGAAGAAGAGCUAUAGAACAGGGAAAGAGACAUGCCUUCUGCAGUCAGCCCAAAUGUAUUCUUUUCUCAGUGGAGAAACUCCAUCAGUUGUCAAGGAGAUAAGUAACUAUACAACCUUUAGAAGACGUCUGAAGGCAGCCCUGUACAGAGAAGCUUUUAAUGUUUUAUUAUAUUUUUGUAUAUGCUGGAAGCCGCCCCGAGUGAUUGGGGCAACCCAGUCCGAUGGGUGGGGAGCAAAUAAUAGCAUUAUUAUUGUUUCCUCAUCUUCUCAUCACGUAGGGGAAGUCAGCUUUCAAAGGCACCAAUUGGCUAGUGCCUGUGAUGUUGACAGCAUGGUUCCCUCACCCCCAAAAAAUAUUUCCUGCAUUAUUAUUUUUUAAAAAAUGGUCCAGGAUGGCUGCAUACAUGCAUGAAAAUGUACACAUGCUACUUUUAAAAACAGAUGUGAAAGAUAGGCGAAGCACGGAGAUAAGGACCAGACUGAUGACUGAUAAUUCAGUCUAUUUGUUUGCGCAAGGCACCAUAUUUUUCGCUCUAUAAGACGCACCAGACCAUAAGACUCACCUAGUUUUU